UUAAAUCAGCCCCCAGUAUUUGCCACUCUGGAUGUGACUCAGCCACUUAUUUACCAGGACUUUUGGAUUUCCUGGACCAGGCUAAAGAAGACACUGAAAAUUUGGGAGAAGAGAUGAGAGAAGACUUCAAAUGCAUUUCUCUGAAGAGUUGUUUGGAUCCCUGGGGAAAUCCCGCUAGAAACAAACAAACCAAAAGUCAUCUAUUGCUUUUUUUAAAAAAAGUAAAGAAAAGAAAAAUGUAAUGUGGAUCAAUUAUUAAGCAACCAAAUUUGAAGAUUCCCCCCCCCCUGAAAUGUAUUAUGCAUAACUAGUGAGAAAACAUGAAUCCAGCAGUGCUUUAUUUACCUGUUUCAUCUGACUGAGAAAUAUAGUUAACAACAUUCUCCUUUCAUCCUUGUAAUCAAAGAAAUGUAACCAACUGUUCAUUUCUGAUCUCAUACUUUUCAUGGUGCUAUGAUGAAAUCCAUAUUGGUCUUCUCUCAGUGCUGCUUCACCUGUUAGACAUCAUCUUGAAUAAACUUGUCCCCAUUAUUUCCCCCCACAAUUUUGGGUUUUAUCCAACUGAGUCAACCCACCCAUAGAAUGGAUCCUUCUUGCCCACUCACAUCUUUUCCAUAAGAUGUGAAAAUCAUCUGAAGCACAUUUAGGAAAGACUGAGGCUCCUUCCACACAGCUGAAUAAAAUCCCAUAUUAUCUUCUUUGAACUGGAAUAUGUGGCAGUGUGGACUCAGAUAACCCAAUUCAAAGCAGAUAUUGUGGGAAUCUCUGCCUUGAUAUUCUGAGAUAUAUAGUCUAAUAUAGUGUGGAAAGGGUAUAGGAUGGAAGUAUAGGAUGGAAGUCAAUUUGCCAACUGUUAGAUAUCUUGCAUUGUUUCAUGGAACCCAACGAAACAGAAGCAUCAUGAAGGAGCACCAAACACCGGUAUUCUGUUCUGAUGGUUUAAGGAAGAAGACAUGGGACACCAUGUGGAAGAAAAAUAUGAUGAUUCUUUUUCCUUGCAUUGUCUGUGGUUGCCAUAAAUACACCACUAUUUAUGACUUGAUGUGAAUCCUUAUAAGCACAAUAAAUUUAUUCCUAUACCUACGAUAAGUUGAAUGAAAUUUUAAUAUGUGCAAGAAAAGACAUGGAAUAAGAUCAAUGAAACUGAUUAACUCAAAAUUUGGAACAAAUAUAGGGAAGCAUCUCUUCACACUACACUUAAAAUAACUUAUGGAAUGAACACUACCACAAGAUAUGCCUUACGAUGGCUAUAAAAUUUAUGAGAUUACAAACCAUGGAGGAUGGGGCUAACAACUGUUAUGAGACCUGAUAGUUAAACAGAAUUUGUAAGUGUAUAUAACUCUAAUUUUUUCAUAGGCAAGUCAUUUGAUAGAAAGGGAUUGUUACCUUCCUAUUCACUCUCCUGGAAUUUUUUGAAUGGCCAAUAUUGGCAUCGGGGUUGUAGACUAAGGUGGCGUUGAGGGCCACCAAUACAGGUUUGUAUUGUCUCAAUUUCAACCUAAAGCUGAACAUUUUAGAGUACUCCCAUGAAAUGCUGACAUUUACCAAUAAAUGAUGGACUGUAGAUGAAAAUUUCUUCAAGUAGGUGUAGACAACUUAGGCAGAUCCAAGAGCGUAACUGCUCUCCCUCUUUCCCUCCACCCUUGAUAUGGGCUUUCCAUAUUUGGUAGUUACUGAAAUUUGGUGGUAUAGGUUGGGUGGGCAAGGAGCUACAUAAAUGGAACGGAAAAAACAGAUGUGACUUGCUGCUGCUGUAGACAUUACGUCAAUUUUUUAAUUCCUCAUGUAGAUCUUAUGGACAAAACAAAUAUGCCUUCUUCUCUGCAUGAGACAUGCGUGUGUUGAAGCAUUACUGUUGAUCACUGGUCUGCCUAAGUAUUAUAACUAAAUGCUCUCAAAAUUUCUAAAUGCUAUGACUUGUGAGUAAAUGCAGACAAGUCCUGUGAAUAUCAGAAAUAAUACCAAAAAAAUCAAAAUUUCCAUACCAAUGUUGAUAUUCACCAGAUUUAGAAAAUAUAUUUUGUAUACUUAGAAACAUAAACCUGGAGUCGACUUUGUCAGCUAUCUCUUUCAAACCCACACUCAAUGUAGAAAAUAGAUUUGGUGAAACGACUCAAGUAUAUGUGUGUCUUUACAUCUGUGACACCUGUGCCUGGGCUAGAUCACUCAAAGUGUUCAAGGGAUGGGAAGGAUGGCUUUUGAACACACAAAAUAUAGCAAUUCAUCCAUGCCAUCUUAUGAGGACAAAUAUCUCAGUAAAUGUUCACCUCAAGAUCCCCCAAUUGUUAAAUGUGGGGACUUCCGUGUGUUUGAGUGCCUAUGAGGAAACAUUCAAGAAUGUAAGUUCCCAUCUGAACUUGAGCAUGAUAUUUUGAAGACUAUCUUGUGUUCACCUUCAUAUCCACAUGUGAUUUAAAUAUGCCUUCCCAUUUAGAAUUGAUCAGUGUAAUAAACCAACAAGGACUAUCAAAAAGUUUUGGUUUUUUUAACUCACAAUGAUAGUUUUGAGAGCUUCUGUAUUAAGAGUGGUUCUACAUAGAUAUAGACACUAUAUUACAGUUUGAAGCGAGCUCGAGGGCAGGGAGUCCACAAAACAUACAGCCCUGAUGCAUGCUUCAGUGCGCAUCAAGCCAGAAAAAGUAGAUUAACCAAACUCACUAGAAAGUAUGGUAUAAGUCAGAUAAUGCACUGUAGCCAAUCCUAUGCAAAGUUUACAUCUGGGACUAGAAAAUGCAGAACUGCUAGCACCCACCUCUCCUCGAUCCGCAAGGAGAGGCGGGUAAGAAAUAAAAUUAUUAUUAUUAUUAUUAUUAUUAUUAUUAUUAUUAUUAUUAUUAUUAUUAUUAACAUACUAUAUAUACUCGAGUAUAAGCCGACCCGAAUGUAAGCUGAGGCACCUAAUUUUACCACAAAAAACUGGGAAAACAUUGACUCAAGUAUAAGCCAAGAGUGGUAAAUUUCAGAAAUAAAAAUAGAUACCAAUAAAAUUACAUUAAUUGAGGCAUCGGUAGAUUAAAUGUUUUUGAAUUUUUACACAAAACUGUAAUUUAAGAUGAGACAGUCCAACUCUGAUUAAAUCAUCAUUCUCAUCUUCUUCAAUGUAAAUGUGUUUAUGUAUCCUUUUAAUAAUAGAGUAAAAUUAAUAAAGUAAAAUUAAUAAAUGUAAUAAUAAUAAUAAAUACAGUAAAAUAAUAAAUGUAAUAACAAUAAUAUCAGAGUGAAAUAAUAAAUGUAUUAUUAAUAAUAGAGUAAAAUAAUAAAUGUAAUAAUACCAAUAAUAAUAGAGAAAAAUAAUAAAUAUUCCAUAUAUACUUGAGCAUAAGCCGACCCAAAUAUAAGCCAACCAGGACCCUCACCCGAGUAUAAGCCGAGGGGGGCUUUUUCAGUCCUAAAAAAGGGCUGAAAAACUAGGCUUAUAUUCGAGUAUAUACAGUACUUUAAAAAAUGGAGAAACACAGCUGGCUGGGGUAAACAAUCAUUCUUUUCUGAGAGGAAACCACAUCAUUCCUAUGGAAAUGUUUGCUUUCCACCAAUUUGUUCUCAUUUCCUGUGCCCUGCCACAGUAUAACACUGAUCUUGAAAGGACAUGGAUAUGCACAUUAAUGCAUCUCAACAGACUGAGCAAAAAAAAAAAAAAACAUUCUGGGUUCAGUUCCAAUCUGCAAUCAGUGGAUACCAUGUCCACUGCCCACUCUCUGAGCCUGAAAGCAAUACUUGGGGUGAUUAUGUAGGUGCUUCAUAGCAGAACCAGUUCAGUUUAAUCUACUUCCUAACUUGUUUUUAGUUUCUGUGUUAAACUGCCCUAAGUUGCAUAUCCAGCUAGACCAGUGGUUCUCAACUGGGGCCCCCUUACAUCUGGGGACCCAGAAAUCCCAGCCAGUUUACCAGCUGUUAGGAUUUCUGGGAGUUGAAGGCCAAAACAUCAGGGGACCCACACGUUGAAAACCACUGAGCUAGAACGUGAGGGAAAGUGCUUAGGUUUGUAUUUCCCAUUUCAACCAAGACAUAAUAAUUGAUGCUGUUGUCUCACUUUUAAAAAAAUGAAAUUUCUAUCUGUCAGUCAUCCAGAGGCCAGAUAGAGUGAAAAGAGCCUUUUGGUGGUUUUCCAUUCUAAACGUAUGGCCUGAAUCGUUUACCUUUACCUUUUCCCCUUCCAGGGAGCUUGGCGAAUUAAGCAUUCUUGUGUAUCUAGAGCUGGAGAGAUUAGCUCUGUAUGCUUUUAUGCCAUGCUCUGUAUGCCAAGACAUAAUAAUUGAUGCUGUUGUCUCACUUUUAAAAAAAUGAAAUUUCUAUCUGUCAGUCAUCCAGAGGCCAGAUAGAGUGAAAAGAGCCUUUUGGUGGUUUUCCAUUCUAAACGUAUGGCCUGAAUCGUUUACCUUUACCUUUUCCCCUUCCAGGGAGCUUGGCGAAUUAAGCAUUCUUGUGUAUCUAGAGCUGGAGAGAUUAGCUCUGUAUGCUUUUAAUUUAGUGAAUAUCUAAUGCUUCUUUGUUAGUUUCCCCAUAAAUAAAAAAAAAGAAUAAUAAAAGGAAUCCUACUAUGUACAAUACCAGAUGUAUGGUCUGGCCUUUUUAAAUAUGAAUUUGAGGCUUUGCUGAGCAAAGUGUAUAAUAAAGCUAUGAAUUAAAUAUUACUGCUAAGUGGGUUUGGCAAAAGAGGGAUUAAGAAAGCACUUAAAAGUUUUCUUUGUGUGUUUCCCGCCCGCCUCCACCUCUUGUCUGUGUCUCUGUUAUACUGAUUAAUUUCAAACCAAUGAUAUACUCUCUCAUGCUCCCUCAUUUCUACACCCACAAACCUUUGGAAAUGAGAUCAUUACUGCAAUCACAUUGUGGACAUUACGGUAUGUUUGAUUAACUCUGAAGCUUCAAAGUCUUUCACUCAUGGCAGCCAUAUGCUAGAUACUUUUCAAUAAUGAAUGCUUGUGUCUGAGGACAGAUCUCUCCCAGUUUCCAUUUCAAAGCAGAUUUACCAGUCUAGCUGAAUUUGAAACAAGUGGGAGGAGGAGUUGUAAUCUUUUAAAGGCCAUGGUUGCACAUCCAUUUAUAUGGACCACAUUGCAUCAAAGGGGCUUUGAGUAGACAUGUGUCAAAAUGUUGUGCUACUCACAAGAAGAGUUUUCGUCCUCCUUUCUUUCAACAAAGAGUGCAUCUACUCUGUACAAUUAAUGCAAUUUGACACCAUUUUAACUCUCAUGCUCAAUGCUUUGGAAAUCUGGAAAUUGUAAUUUGGUGAGGCACCAGCACUCUUUGGGAGAGAAGGCUAAAGACCCUGUAAAACUAUAACUCCCAUGUUUCCAUAUCAUUGAGCCAUGGCAGUUAAAGUAGUAUCAUACUGUGUUGAUUCUAGAAUAGAGAUGCACCCAAGGAUGGGGAAAAUGCAACCCUACUCAUAUGUUGUUAGAUUGCAACUGUCUUCAACCCUGCCCAUUGGCUAUGACAGAUAGGAGUGAUGAGUGCUGGAGUUCAGCAACAGCUGGAGUGGCAUUCAUUCUCUGCACCUACCACUUUGGAACAGGGGCAGGCUGGUUUUAAACUAAUUUCUUUUUCUGUGCUUUGCUGCAUGAAAAGUCGGAGAGUGACAUAGAAAUGUAAGUGAACUUCUCAAAAUCUGGGAAGAUGGGGAAGAGGUAUUGUCAAUGCACACAAGUGAGGUCAAAAGUUGACAGAUUAUGAAAGGCACGCAUCACAGUUCUUUGUGUCUAAAAAAAUCCAGUUGUUCUUAUCCCUAACACAGAACAGAAGAUUGUCAUGUUAUAUGUUGACUGUGCAUCUCUUUCAUCACCAUACUGCCUUUUGUAAAUGAAAAAAACUCCUGCAGUGACUUAAUAUAUCCUGGAAAGAUGAGUUCAGAGUAGCAGCCUAACUGUCAGUCACCAGCUUUUAGAAAAUAUCUUCCGCAACCUGUUGCCCUUUAGCUACUAUCAGAAUUAUACAAUCAUGGAGUUUAACAAGAUCACAAGGGUCAUGCAGUCUAACCCCUGCCAUGCAGGAAAAUACAAUCAAAGCACCCCGACAGAUGGCUAUCCAGCCUCUGUUUAAAAGCCUCCAAAGAAGGAGCCUCUACUACACUCCGAGGCAGAGAGUAACACUGUUCAGCAACUCUUACGGUCAGGAAGUUCUUCCUAAUGUUCAAACAGAAUCUCCUUUCCUGUUAUUUGAACUCAUUGCUCUGAGUUGUCUCCAGGGCAGCAGAAAACAAGGCUGCUCUCUCUUUUUUAUGACAUCCUUUCAAAUAUUUAAACAUGGCUGUCAUGUCUCCUUUCCACUUUUUCUGCAGGCUAAACAUCCCCAGUUUUUAAAGCCACUCCUCAUAGGGAUUCAUGGUCUCCAAACCUUUGAUCUUUAGCCACCCUCCUCUGGACACGUUACAGCUUGUCAACAUCCCUCUUGAAUUGUGAUGCCCAGAAUGUGACAGUCUUCCAGGUGAGGUCUAACCAAAGCAGAAUAGAGGGGUACCAUGACUUCCCUUGAUCUAGACAUAUAUAUUACAGUUGAUGGCCAGCAACAGAAAAUGUACAAGUAUCAGAAUAGAAUAGAAACAUAUACAUUUAGGUAUUACAAAACACUGUUAAAAGCAGGGUUAAAACCCAGUAUUGAAUAUGGUAGCUAAAACGGUAUUGUUAGGGAUUCCUCUUCUUCAGAAGAGGAAGGGAAACAGGAAAGUGUUCAUAAAUCUGAGGGUGAGUUGGAAUCUGAGGAGGAGACUUUGCAAGUACCCUCAUUUCAGGAGAGGCAAAAGGAAACAGAGCAGAAAUGUUGUUCAGCUAGAAUAGCUGCCAGAAAUGCAGCCAAAAGAUAAUCAACAUAAAACCUUACAGAUCUCCCUGGUAAACUUUCUAAUAAAUGUUUAUGAAAGUCUUGGUAAAAAGAGCAGUACAACAACACAUGCUCCACAGUUUCCACUGCCUCAGCCUCACAGGGACAUAGGCAUUCAUUGUAUGGUACUUCGUUAUAUCUUCCCUCAAGUACAGCAGAAGGGAGCACACUGAACUUAGCCAAAGAGAAGGCCUUCCUGUGUUUUGAGAUAAUCAGGUUAUCUAAGUACUCUGUGGGAAGAAGCAUCCUCCCAUUGUUUUUAAAGACUGGAAGAACAGAAGCUACGUUUAGGUAGUUUUGCAGUUCAAUGUUCCAGAUAUGCUGUCGUAUGUUUACUUUGGCUUUUGUGUAGGCCAUAGUUAGGAUGGUGUUUGGUGAGAAUCUCAGGUUUAGGAUUUUCUCAUCAACUAACUUUUUCCAUCUUGAUUGAAAUAGAUCACCGAGGGUCAAUGGGCCCAAACCUUUAGGCAUAAACAUCAGUUUUAACCAAAAGUUUAGUUUUUAUAUCCAGAUCCGAUACUCAAAAGAGCUCUGACCUGUCUCUAGUAGCAAGAUUAUAUUAGGCAUAUUAGGCACACAGCUUUGGAGACUAAGGAUGCUACUUAAAAAUUUUGUCUGGAUGGCUUCUAAAGCCUUGACACUUUUGAAUGCACACAGUUGUGCUCCAUAUAACAUUUGUGGCAAGAUUUUAGCAUUAAAAACUUGAAUUGCUGAAGGUACAUGCUGGCCUCCUUUACCAUUAAAAAAUAUCAUAAGUUAGUUUUAACUCCGCUGAGCAUUUGCUAUAGUGUGGGACACUUGAGUUUUCCAGGAACCGGUGGACUGGAAAAUGACUCCUAGAUAUUUGUAGAGUUUGACUUGUUCUAUUGGGGGCUCAUUGAUUUGCCGGCGGUGUGUGCAUUCUCUCCAAGUAAAGAUUAGCACCUUUGAUUUGUCAUAAUUAAUUGCUAGUAUUACAGUACACAUCUAACGUUUUUAGAAGCAGCCUCAGCCCAACACAUGUUAAUGAUAAAAGUACUGCAUCAUCUGCAUAAAGUAAAACUGAUAUUACUCUCCCAUCCAAUUUAGGGGGGGUGAGGGUUUAUUUCUGAGAGUGAGUUCACCAGAGAGUUAAUAAAAAUAUUAAACAAGUGGGAGCAAGAAUACAACCUUGCUUUACUGCCAUAAGAGAGGGUAUUGGUCUAGUCAGAUGGCCUUUGCGGUUAUAUCUCACUUGCAAAUGUGUUUUUUUCAUAAAGGCUGUGAAUGAGAGCCAGCAGGCACCUGUCUAUGUUGGUGGUCUUAAGUUUGCUUCAAAGUCUGUUUCUUGAGAUUGAGUCAAAUGCAGACUUAAAAUCUAUAAAGGUUGUGUAAAGUGUUCCUCAGGAGGGAGAGAAAUAUUUUUCUACUAAAUGUUGCAAUAUUAGGCCCUGAUCAACAGUUGAGCGUCCGAUCCUAAAACCAGCUUGUUACUCUUCUAAGAAGUUUUCUUCCUCUAACCAGGUUAAUAGUUUGUCUAGUAGAUGCUUAGCAUACAAUUUGCUGAUGAUGCUUAGAAGGCUAAUUGUAGUUGGCAGGAUCUGAUCUAUUGCCUUUUUAUAUAAAUGGGGAUAAUUAUUGCAAGCCCCCAGUCAGAUGGUGUAAAAGCAGACUGGUCAAUGCAUGUGAACAGAACUGCUAAGACUGGUGGAGUUUGAUUUCAGCAGUUCAGGGGGCACAUGAACACUUCCUGGGUUUUGCCCGGUUUAAGUUCAGAAAUGAGUCUGCCAAUUUCAGAUGUUGAAACAGGGGACCAGUUUGGUAGAUCAUUAUAUAAUAUAUUUGAUGGCAGCAAACGGCCUCGCACGCCAUAUUGUGGCAGCGCCUGCUAUAGUGUACUCAUUACUUAAGCAAAUAAAAUAUGUUGUUUCUUUGACCAGCAUAACUAAGGCCAAAUGUUCACUGAAGCUCAGGUUAGGAGCUAUAUGGUUAUGGAUACAUCUGUUUGAGAUACAGUAUACCUGAUAAACUUGCACAGUAUGAUUCAACAUACUCACAGCAAAGUCCCCUCAAGAAAUUUGAGACCACAGUCCAGAUUAUCAAUAUUUUCAAACUGAAGAACCCUUUAAAGAUCAAUAGUCUUGGUAGCUUCUCAUAGCUUCUCUCUCUCUCUCUCUCUCAUUCUCUUGGUGCUUUGCACAGUACUUUGGUUGACAAAGACAGUGUGAGGCCUGACAGGAAUCAUCAACAGAGCUUUGAAGAACUAAUUUGCCAGAGGCAGCAGAAACUUUCAAAGAGGCUCCUAACUGAAAGGAUAGGAAAUAUCAGACACACUCUAGAGACUACAGAAUUGUUCCAUACUUCACCUAGACCUGAGUUGUGCAGAUUCAGUCUAUUCUGUAAAUCACGCCUCUAUGUGGCAUAUACAUUUGGUGGUUUCUCUUCCUUCAGAUCCAUCUGCUAUGCCUCCAAACCAUGUGCACUGUAACAUUUCUCUGGCAUCUUUUCUCAAGUUGUAUACUAUGUACCCAAUAUACUCUUACGUUUUCAAACUCAAGAGAGAUUUGUGGUAUCCCUCUCACAUUGCUAACGUGUGACAUGGCAAGUGAUCCCGAGUGGUCAUAAUUUACUUUGGCUGAUCACAGCCAUUAGAGAACAAAGCUUAGGGUGCUUCUGUCUGGAAUCAUGUGUUUUACUUCGAGCAGCACUUUUUAAUUCUGGCAAUUUUUCACAAAGUGAUUAACAGCAGUUCUGGUGAUUUGUCCUCCAUCUCUACUCUUCUAUCCAAUUGCAGAUCUUUUAUUGCUAUUAGCCCAUCCAUUUUUUGUACAUUUUAUACUGCACACUUAUGUUCUUUAAAGAAAAUUAGCACCCAGUAUGAAAUGUGCAAAAUGCCAGCCACAGGGAAGCUGACAAGUGCAAUAUUUUUCCUGAAUAUUGUAAGAAUGGGUGCAUAUACAUUGUAAAAUUAAUGCUAUUUGACAUUGCUUUAACUGCCAUGGCUCAAUGCUAUGGAAUCCCAGGAUUUAUAGUUUGGUGAGGCAGCAGCACUGUUUGGAAGCAAAGACUAAAACCCUUAUAAAACUAUAACUCUCUUAAUUAUAUAGCAUUGAGCCAUGGCAGUUAAAGUAGUAUCAAAAUGCAAUAGUUCCACAAUGUGGAUGCACUUCAUGUUUAUUUCUACUGAAAAAGCAGUCGCCAAGACCAAACCUCAGACUAUUUUCAUUAUACAUUUACUACUGGCAUCCCUGACAUCCUUUGAAUCUUCCAUUAUAAAUAAUAUUGAAUAGAUCCCCCACCCUCACUUAAAAAAUCCUUCCAUGAACUCUACUGAAUCAGCUGUAAAUUAGCAACUGAGGCUGAUGCGUGUACUUGUGUAUUAUUUUUCCCUUAAUGCUGUUUUUCUCAUAUCAUCACCCCAUAUUACAUGUAUGCAUACUUUAUACAUUUAAAAUCGAUCAGUUACCAAUGGGGUAUCUUUGGUAGUCUACAGCAGCAGUAGUAGCAGGAGUAAAACAACAAAAAUUCAUAUGGUAACUUAAGAGUAUGAAAUUGAACCAACAUAGUACAAUGGUUUAAAUGUUAGACUAGGACUCCAGGAAACCAGGGUUAGACUUUCCAUUCAUCCAUCAAAAAUGACGACUUGAUAAUGGACGACUUGAACAAAUCUUGCCAAGUGAAAUCCCAUGAUAGGGUUCCCAUAAGUUGGAGUCAACUUGAACAUGGGUUUAUUUGGCUAAUCUGCUUUAUCAAAUGUGUGGGGUGGGGUGCUCACAUGCCAGGCAUGUGAAAUUGGAUAUUAACAUUUAUUUAUUUGUUCAAUGGGCAAAGAAUGAGUUGAGUAGAAAACUACUCAACUCACACCUACUAAGGGUCUACAGACCACCUUGGUUGUCAUGAGAUUGCCUCUCCAUUUACACUUUUUGUACCAAGUAGCACUUGCAGCCUCAUCCCAUGCAGUCUGUGCUCCAUUUCCAUAUGCUUCAGAAAUUGAGUCCCAUAUGGCGUAAAGGCACUUUUCAGUGGGACUCCGCAGUACAUAGAAACGGAGUCCAGAAUGCAUGUGAUGAGGUCGCAAGUGCUAUUUGAUACAAAAAUUCUAAAUAGAGAAGCAAUCUCAUGAUCAUCGAGGUGGUCUCUAGAUUCCUUGUAGGUGUGGGUUGAGUAGAUGGGGAAAUAGCGGGAAAGAACGUGGGAUGGUUGGCCACUCCAGAAGACAGGCCUCAGUGGUACGGAACAAAGCAAGAUAGUUCCCUCCACUUUCCCCUGCUCAUGGGUUGAGAUCUUUGGUUUAAGAAUGAUGCCUGUGUUUUGUUGGACUUGCCUUUGCAAUGCAUAAAAAUAAAGCUUUGCUCUCUUUUCACUUGGCACAGUUUAAGCCUGUAGGUACACCCUCCUCCCCUCCCACUGGUGAGCAGCAUGUCAUGAUAUGCAUUCAUCAAGAUUCCUUUCUGACACUAUUUUUUCAGAUCAAUACACAUCCCUGCGGUGUGCAGCCUUUUCUCAUUUUAUGAUCUGAAACAACCCCCUUUCUACAUUUAGAAACACCUGCCCAUGCACAAAUACACGCACAACGCAGAGGAAGCAGAUCUGUUGAUUGAUUCUAGAUGGGAAGCAAUGCCGCAGUCAGACGCAUUUCAGUCCGGAAUGAAUACAAUGUAUUCCUUUGAAAUCAAUGCUCUCACUUAUAUGCAUUCGAAAACAAGCAGUCCAGGCGCUGCUAGCAAGGCCAUCCUUGUAGAGCACAUUUCUUGGAUACGGAAGCAGCAUGUGGCGCUUUCUCGCUCACAUGAAGAGCCCCUGUGAAGUUAAUUAGGCUUCUCACGCUGGUGGAAAUAGCUGGUUUGAAUCCGAUCUGUGGGAUAAAGUUUAAUGCCCCAAAAAGCAAGGCAUGAAAACACUGCUGUGGCCCAGAAUGAGAUGCCUGGCUCAGGACUGCACAGUAAUUGCGGAUGUCCUCCCAGGUUACUGGCUAGGGCAGCAAAUUCCAAAUACUAAUGAAAGAAUUUAGUUUUCCUUUAUUCAUGGCACUGCAGUUAAUUUGCAUAAGACUCCAACGCUGUGAGAAAGCUGCAAGCAAAAGGCUCCGGAGAUAAUUUUCAUUUACCUUUCAAGCAAUGUCAAGGUAAAAAAGAAAUACAUUACAGGAAAUGUAGAACAGUAAUUAUUGGACAACCACAGGAAAAAAUGUGAUUAAAAACUAAGGCCUGCCUGUUAGAGCUAGGCUGGUAUUUUAGCAGUGCGUUUAUUGUUAGUUUUCACUAGAGGCGGCUCAUUUCUGGAUUGUACUACACUAGACGAUGUUAGAUCCAGGAUUAAAGUCACUUUUCCUUGACUCUCUGAACUUCCAUCUCAAAGGAAUUCCCCAGCAAUAUUCAGUAGGAACUCUUGCCUAUCUUGUAAAGUGGAGCAAGUUGAAAAUGAUGCAGUAUCAGACAUUAUCUUCUGAUGGGAGACAGACUUUCAGAAAUGACAAACCCUUGCAGAAUGUGCUUGGAAUAGUUUUCCGGGGCUUCAGGCUCAUUACUGGUGGACUCACUGAAUAACCUUUCAUUCUUCUUUUAGGAUGCUACUGUCAUGGCUACUUCAUACCAUAAAUUAAAGUUCAAGAAAUGGUGGAAUAUUUUUUCUUAAAGCUAGUUACGCAAAGGACAGAAAGCAUGAAUCAAUGGGACAAUCCAGUUCUCCACCCACUUGGACCAGUGGCCUUGAAGCAAUAAUUGAUUCUAUGUAUUUAUUAAACAUUCCUAUCCCACCCUAAGUCAAAAUAACUCAGGGCAGCAUACAGAUAAGCUUACCACAAAUGACUUAAAAUGAGUUUAAAACAAUAAAAAUAAUAUAAUUUUAAAGUAUAUUAAUAAUAAUAAUAAUAAUGCUUUAUUUAUAUAACUCGAGAGGACUCAGGGCAGUUUCCAACAUAAAGCAAAACAUUCAAUUGCCAACAGGAGACCAUACAACAAAAUUAAACAUAAUAAAAUAAUAAUAGACAUAAUAAAACAAUAACAUACAAUUCUACUAAAAUAACCACAAUGAAAAACUAGUUUCAAUAUGUUCCAUCAAUGGGCUCAAAAUACCAAUAGCCAGAGCUUCAGAAUGGACAUGGCCAACUAUGAGGAGCUAGGUAAAGACUAGGGCCAGGAAGUGGAUAAAGUGCAGAAUAUCAUAGUGCCAGGAAGUGGAUAAAGUGCAGAGCAGAGUCUUAAUUGACAUCUGGGGGACCUAGGGACUAAUCCUGCUCGGAAACCUGGUUUUCAGGUCCUUGUGGAAAGCGGAGAAUGUAGGGGCUUGCCUGAUCUCUCUGGGGAGGGUGUUCCAGAAUGGGGGGCCACCACCGAGAAGACCCUCUCCCUUGUCCCCAACAGCCGUGCUUGUGACGGUGGCGGGAGUGAGAGGAGGGCUUCCCUGGCAGAUCUUAGAGCCCGCGCCAGUUAGUAAGGGGAGAUACGAUCACAAAGAUAGGCAGGGCCCGAAACAUAUAGGGCUUUGUAGGUCAUCACCUGCACUUUGAAUUGAGACUGGCAGCUUAUCGGCAGCCAGAACAGUAAAAGAGAUCAGAAGUCAUGUGCAUUAGCAUCUGGGAUAAAUCAACAAAGCCUAAAUGUUUUAGAGAACAGCUGGGUUUUCAGUUGGUACCAAAAUAAAAUUAAUAAUGGCACCAACCAGAGCUCCAAGGGGAGGCUGAUCCACAACUCUGGUCCCACAGCUAAGAAGCCUCUAUUCUAUGUUCGUAUAUAGUGUAUUUAUCUCAUUGAUGGGACACAGAGGAUCCCUCCACCAGCAGACUUUAAUCCUCAGACAGGCACAUAUAGAGAGAGGCAUUCCCUCAAGUAUUAAUUCCCAAGUCAUUUAGGGCUAUAAGGUCAUUAUAAGCAUCUUGAAUUCAGUCUGGAAGCAUACUAGCAGUUAGGGCAGUUCUUUUAAGACUCCGUUUCAGUCAUGGUGCCACUUGCUAUAUUCUACAUCACAGGAUGUACAUCAGUAGAUAAAGUCAAGAUCUCUAAUGCAAAGCACAGCAUGCACUUAAAAUGUAUUAUUAAAUAGCUGUGAACAUGUGGCUUGAAUUUUCCUUUGUUCCCGUCUAGAUUUGAGCUGCAGUGCAAGACUGCCAGCUCGCACAGACUGUCAGUCAACAGUAAAGCACGAUCCAAUCUGAAUUUAAGUGCUGAGUUAAAACCCAGUGAGAUCAUUUCAGUGGGGUAAUUAAAUCUCCCUCAAUAAAAUCAACACAGCUUAAAUGUGCUUAACUGUGGAUGGAUUGGUCCCUAAGCUUCUAGGGCCGGGGGAUGCAAAUUAUGAUUGACAAAGCCAAGGGAGCAAUGAUUCUUUGGACCAGAUGACAAUGCAAUCUGUAACGUUCCUCUCUGUUCUCAGAUGGUUGGAAUGAGAAUUAAGCAACAGCGAGUAGAAUGAUGCACUGGUUGACACGGCUAAGGACCACAAGAGACCAGAUCCCAGUGCUAGUGUCAGAUGAAACCCUCUUCUUUUUUGCUGAAGGAUGUGUAGGCUCAAACUAAACAAAGAGCAGGUGGUGGCAAAGCCCAAAGUACACACAAAAAGGGAAGAGGCAGGAACCAACUCAGGAGCUAUUUCAUGUACUACUGGAGCUGACAUAUCAGCAUUAACUUGAUAAAGGUUUGUACAAAGUGCUUCCCAAACAUCUACAUGGAACUGCAAAUCUCAGGACCCUGAAGGAAAAUGCUGUUGUUCUUGAUGUUUUAAAGUAAUGACAACUGGAGACAUUUUUAAAGGACAGUCUAUGGGAACAGUCAUGUUCAAAUUUCCCAUACAUCUCUUCACUUGUUCAGAAUUGAUCCUUGUCUAUUUUAACAUCAGUCACAGCUUAUUUAGCUGCCACUUCCUCAGUACCUGCCAUGUUGCCAGCAAAAAAGGAAACAAAAGAAAAAGGGGAUGUUUCCCAUGGAAACCAAGCAUGUGCUGAGGCAGCACAUUAUUUAAAAUCAGAUUCAUGGUCUGGAAAGCCUGUAGGGAGCAGCUGUCUACUUUAAAACUAGUGCAGCAUUUCAUCCUAUCUCUAAUUUUUAAAUGAAAUUUGAGAACUUUCCUGCCAUGGCACAAUAUUUGCAUCAUGGUGGUACAAGAAGGGUAGUAUUGGGUUGGUAGUACAUCACCCACAGAAUAAGGCAAAGUAACCACUGAUCUACACUGUAGAACUUUUUCAAUUUGACACCAUUUUAAUUGCAAUGGCUCAAUACUAUAGAAUCCUGGGAGCUGUGCUCGCUUCGGCAGCACAUAUACUAAAAUUGGAACGUUACGAAGAAUUCUGGGAGCCACAGGAUUCCACAGCAUUGGACCAUAGCAGUUAGAAUGACGUCAAAUUGCAUUUCUUAUACAAUGUAAAGGCACCUCAUCCAUAUCAAUGUGUAUGUGCACAGAAACACGAGGAGUCAAAGGGCGCCUCUUCUAGGAUUACCCACUUAAUUUGAAAGACUGGUUUAAGACAAUAAAUCAAGGAUAUGUUUCUGUAUGUAACUAAGCAUGAAUAUUUCUGGUUUUAAAAGCUGGGAACUACUGGUGUAGAUGCACCCUAGAUUCCUCCCUGCCACCACAACUGAAAGAAUUCAGCUGCACUCUGAAGCAUAUGUACACUGAUAUAGCUUCCUUUGACACACCAAGACUUACUUCUAAGUAUUUAUGUGAAUAAAUAGGCAUGCAGUAUCAAUAGUAUUAAUAGCCUAGAUUUAGAUCAUGGGCUAAAAAGUCUAAGGAAUAGCAAAUGAAAUUAGAGGAGGUGCUGAAGGAGUGUUGGCACUUUAUGUGCAUUUUUUAGACACAACCAUGAGAUAAGGACCUGACAGAAACUAUCUUUUGAGUGCCUGUUCUUACUGGGAGAAAAUUUUCUCAUUGGCACCUAAGAAAUAUUGGACCCCAUUCCUCUUGAGGGAUACUGAAAGGGGAAUGCUUUUGGUAAACUGACACAGAGUUAGGGUGAUCUGAAAGUCUUAAUCUUGCCACCUGACAGCUCACUUGUAACACACUUUCUGCUAUAUUGGUUCCAAGGCUACUUAUGUCAUAUGUAGCUGACACAUUAUUCAUUAUGAAGUUGAAGCUGUCUACCCACAAGCAAAAAGUCGGCUGCUGUCCAUUGAGACUUAACUCUGCCAGUGGCCAACGAAGCUCAAGGUAUUGCUUUUCUCACCCAGCUCAGUUUAAUUAAGGCAGACUGCUGUGGCCGUCACAGAGGGCGCGUAACCAGCAAGACAGAGGCAUGAGUGAAGUAAGUAAACACAGAGAGAAGCACAAAGAAACAACAGUUGAAGGGUGACACUAGAAAACAGGCUUUAAUUGUAAUUGCUAUUCUAGGUGUCACAGUGCUCCAGAAUUCAAAUUACGAUUUCACUGCCAAAGUGAGAAAACAACUGCUUGCAUCUAUGACAACCCACACACACACCACUCACAAUGGCAACAUGAGCUGUAACUUCACAAAUCAACACUGAAAUCUCUAAAUGUUAACAUCUGAAUAUUUUGAAAGAGUUAUCUUUUGAGGGCCAGGAAGGCUUCCAAGUAGCUUCCAAGCAAGUAGCAGGGCAAACCAUUCACUUGUGAAUGUUUUUUGCUUUUCCAGUGCUCAUACACACAAGCGUUCACUGCCUCAUUGUGCAAAUAAUGUCUCUUUUUUGGGGACUGCCAUCCUCUGUGUGUGCAGCUAUCAAACAAGACUACACCAGCAUGUCAUUCAACUAUAUUAGCAUUACAAUAAUAGAAUCAUAGAGUUGGAAGAGACCACAUGGACCAUCUAGUCCAACCCCCUGCCAUGCAGAAAAAGCACAAUCAAAGCACCCUUGACAGAUAGCCAUCCAGCCUCUGUUUCAAAGCUUCCAAGCAAGUAGCUUCCACCAAACUUCAAGGCAGAGAGUUACACUGUUGAACAGCUCAUAUGGUCAGGAAGUUCUUCCUAAUGUUCAGGUGGAAUCUCCUUUCCUGUAAUUUAACCCCAUUGCUAUGAGUCCUAGUUUCCAGGGCAGUAGAAAACAAGCCUGCUCCCUCUUCCUUAUGGCAUCCUUUCACAUAUUUAUAAAUGGCUAUCAUGCCUCUUCUCAACCUUCUCUUCUUCUUAAAGGAGUUCUUUAAGACAAUCCUCAUAGGGCAUGGUCUCCAGACCUUUGAUCAUUUUAGCCGCCCUCCUCUGGACAGGUUACAGCUUGUCAAUAUCUCUUUUAAACUGUGGUGCCCAGAACUGGACAUAUUAUUACAGGUGAGGUCUAACCAAAGCAGAAUAGAGAGACACCAUGAUUUCCCUCGAUCUAGACACUAUACUCCUUUUGAUGCAGCCCAAAAUCCCAUUGGCUGUUUUAACUGCUGCAUCACACAAUUGGCACACCUUCUAAACCUUCAUCCAAGUCAUUAAUACAGAUGUUGAAGAUUACUGGGCCCAGGACCGAACUCUGUGACACUCUACUAGUCACUUCUUUCCAGGAUGAAGUGGAACCAUUGGUGAGCACCCUUUGCUUAACCAAUUACAGAUCCACCUAAUAGUAGCCUAGCCCACAUUUGACUAGUUUGCUUGCAAGAAGCUUAUGGGGGACUCUUUACUGAAACCAAGAUAUGCCACAUCCACAGCAUUUCCUGAAUAUACCAAGCUUGUAACUCUAUCAAAAAAGAGAUAUUUAGUCUGUCAUUACUUGUUUUUAGAAAUCCAUGUUGACUUUUAAUAAUCACAGCAUUCCUUUCUAAGUGAUUGCAGAUUGACUCCUUAAUUAUCUGCUCCUGAAUCUUUCCUGGUAUUAAUGUCAGGCUGUUGUUGGAUAUGUGCUUCAGAUUAAUGUUUUGGGAAUGGAAAAUCCAGAGUGACAAACUGCUUGCAUGAGUGGUUUGAAUGGCAAAGUGUCCAAGCAACCCAAUCCAGUGCACCUUGGCUCCAAGGCCACCCCAGUUUUUAGAACUAGGUCUUUGGGAGAUAAAUAGAUGAAAGCCAGCCACCUUUUAUCACUUCUUUGUUGCUUCCAACUGUCUCCUCCAACAGUUGUGUCCUCCUUUUCCAUUGGUAUAUUUACACAGCUAUGUAUAGGAAUAAAGAUGUGGGCCCACAAUCCAUUCUGGUUGCAGAAUGUUGUAGUUCACAAUCUGAUUAAGCAAAAAAUUUCCAGCUCUGUAUUGUUGAAUAUUGAAGUUAUAUCAAAGAUCUAUCUUAAAUGGCCUGUAAAGAAAAGCACAGUUUCUCUACUGAUGCUUUGCCUGUUGUGGUUUAAUCUCCCUGGGUUGGAUUCAUUUGUUCCACCUCUCUGUGCAUACCAAGUAGGAAUUGAAACACUGUAGGAGCUGCAUGGGUUGACCUCAAGAAGGUUGUUUCCAUAUUUUUCCCUAAUAUCAAGGAAGAUCUGUACCAGACUACCUAUAUCUGUUCAUUAAUGACCUGAGAAAAAAAUCUAUGAGGGCAUGAAUGGUUUGUUCAUAGUCACAGAAUCAUGGAGUUGGAAGGGGCCUCAUUGGCCAUGGGAUCCAACCCGCCGUGCAGUUCAGGAUCUCCAGCUAAACAAUCCCAGCAGGUAGCCCUCCAGACAUUUUUAAAGUGGUCCAGAGAAGGAAGCCCACAACAGCUCUCUAAGCAAUGGAUCCCAUUGUUAAAAGACUAUUAUUGUCAAAAGUUUCUUUCUAAUGUUCAACCAAAUUCUCCAUUUCAGAAGCUUACGUGCAAUAUGCUCAUUCUUUAAGAGAGAUGCUUAAUGCAGAAAUUCAGAAGCCAAGUUUCCAUGAGGACUAUUUUGCAUUUUGUAGCCUUAUCUUAAACUAUCACAUCUAUAUUACAUUUACGUAGUCUGAUCCUAAGCCUAUAUGAUGGUCCAAUGAUGUUCAGUGGAAUUCAAUCACUUGUACUAGAGACUAUAACUUUGUAUACUAGAUUGAAACCUUGUCCCACUUAUUCAGAGGCCCAGCUCAAUAUUUUCUGCACUAACUGACAGCAGUUCUCUGGACUUCCAGACGAUUUCCCAGUUUUAUCCAAAGAUACCAGGUAAUCAAACCUGGACUGGUUUGUAUGGGAAGUAAAUCCUCUGUCCCAGAGUAUCACCAUGCUAGUUCACCAGAAGUUUCAAACAGAUUUUAUAUUCCUUUUAGCCUUAAAGAUCUCAUAUGCCUCCCAUGGGCAUGACCACAUAUAAUACACACAUUCUAGGUAAAUUCUUUUAUCAUUCUAUGCAUGUAAGAAAUUGGAUAUCUUACACAUGGGCCAUGGUCAUCUGCAAAGGAACUUCCAUAUCUCUGUAUAUAUCUCUUAAGUAUCACGUAUUCUCUACACCAGUGGUUCUCAACUUGCGGAUCCCCAGAUGUUUUGGCCAUCAACUCUCAGAAAUCCUAACAGCUGGUAAACUGAGAUUUCUGAAAGUUGUAGUCCAAAACACCUGGGUAUCCACAGGUUGAGAACCAGUGAUCUACAUUGAUCUAGGGGUACUUUGACUGUAGUUAUAUCAGUAUAUAAACCAAAUACGGUACAUAAAAUAAUCUCACCGAUGCCACAGAUUGUUGACAGUCAGUAACAUGUCUUCAGUAUUAGAUUCCACUUGUCCACUGUCCCAGUGUUAUAACUGUUGUUGUGUGUCUUUAAGUCAUUUCUAACUUAUGGCGAACCUUAAGUGAAUCUAUCAUGAAAGUUUCUUGGCAGCAUGUCAUGCUCUUUUCUUCCACUGAGGCUGGGAGACUGUGACUUUGACAAAGUCAACCAGUGAGGUUCCAUAACCAAGAAGGGAUUUGAACUCUGGUCUCACAGUGUCUUAGUCCAACAUCCAAAUUGCUACACCACACUGGUUCCCUUUACUUAGACCCCAUCUACACUGCCAUUUAAUCCAGUUUCUGGCUGCAGAUGAAUUGCAUUGAACUAGGUUAUAUAGCAGUGUAGACUCGUGUAAUCUGCAUUGUGAAACUGGACUGUAAAACAGUGUAGCUCUAGCUUCAGACACACAUCUUACUAAAAUACAUUAUUUUCUAACCUUUCAUAUUAGUACAGUUCUGUACCCAUUUCAGUGCCUGAAACGGGCAAAAUAUGCACACAAAAUGUAGCAUCUGGUCUUUAGCCAUGGACUGUUGUUUGGCAAGCAAGUCAAAAGUCCAUUAGGACAUCAUCACAACAGAGCAUGGAUCCACUUUAAAUACAGUUUCUGCCUUUUGCAGAAUUCUGGAACUUGUAGUUUAGGGAGGGGCACUUAAACAUCUCAGCCAGACAGGUCCUGGGUUUCACUAAACUACAAAUCCCAGAAUUCUGCAAGCAGCAGAAAUCAGAUUUAAAGUGCAUCUAUGCUCUUGGUGUGAUGAGGCAGUGAGGUAACAAAAAGAAAAUGAGCAGUACAGGAUAAAAUCUGGUACCUCGUAUCUAUUGUAAAGGCACAUUAGGAACUGUGUAUUCAGCCAUCAGCUUUUAUCUAGACCUACAAUCCUCGUUGUUUGGUUGUUAUUGUUGUUGUUGUUGCUGUUUGCUUUCAAGUUGUUUCCAGCCUACAGUGAUCCUAAGGUGCACCUAGAAUAGGGUUUUCUGGGCAAGGUUCAGAGGGAUAAGCUUUUGCUUUCCUCUGAGGAUGACAGAGUAAGACUUGCCCAAGGUCAUCCAGUGGACUUCUAUGGCUGAAUGGGGAUUUUGAACUCUAGUCUACUGUCACAGUUCAACACCCAAUCCACUAUCUCAUGCUGACACAAAAUUAACUUCCAUUGCUAUCAGUGAUUCUCCUCUAAGUAUGACUGAGCUUGGAUCUUUACCAUUAUGUAUAUAUGAAUGGAGCAGGUGAACAGGCCAGCCUCCUAUACAGAAUGUUCUACAUGGGUAAAAAAACAAACAAUAGUGUGAGACAGUCUAUAAAAUGACUCCACAGUAUGAAUGCAAAUUAUAAUAAUCAUAUAUGCUACUGGUUGUAAUUGCAAUAUGUGCAUCAUCAUUCUUCCUUUUAUGUAUUUGGCUGGAAGUCAAGGCAUUCCAGGACUAAUUGUUUUGUUCUGUAUUCUUGUGUUACACAAGCCCCCCCUUUUUGUUGGUUUGCCUUCACUAAUAAAUAGGCCACCUGCAAGAAAUACAAGGGAUUUAUCAAGCAGCUGGCAGACCGCAACACAAAGAUGUAGUGGGUCCAUCUGACUCCCCAUCUCACCCCUUGAAAAAUAUUUUGUGGACUCUAAAUGCUGCUUCACUCUGAUGGUAAUGAUUGCUGAAGAAUAAAGAGUAGAAAUGCAAGAGGCAACUUCUGGCACUGGCAAAUGUUCAUGUUUCAAGGUCAGAGCUGCUUUCAUUUGGAAAGGGUUUUGCUCUUUUGCAGGUUUUUUUUUUUUUGGCUCUUGCUCUAGCCUUAGCCAUAUGUACAAUCACCAUCUGGAAAUCUGUUCCUAACUUUAGCAAGCAUUUUAUCUAUUCGUCCUGAGACUGUGUUUACUCAGUGGCACCGGUGUUCAUUUUCUUGCUUGGUGCCUGCACCGUUUUCUUUAUGUUCUGCUUAAUAAACAAAAUAAUUAGGGCUUCUGUAUGAAAGCCUCCAUAGAGACAGUUUUCGGCAGAGCUUCAGCGUUUGGCUCUCCCCAUGCCAUGUUUUUCAAUGGGUUUCUACUGUACAAUGUUCCAUGUUUGGGAAAUAGCCACAAAGUUGUCAAGUUCUGCUUUUGUUGAAUGCCUCGCAAAUGGCAUGAACUUGGGUGCAUUAUUUUUUUCCCCGGGAUUAGGAAAUGCUCAGAGGUAUAAUCAGGUCCUUCCACAGUGUUUAAUUAGGCAUAAUAAAAGGCAUCUACACAAAGCACAGGGUUUUCAAAGCCCAUUCUUGUGUUACAUUGCUAAUGAAUUAAGUAAUUAAUUGGCACUGAAAAACACAAUAGAAAAACAUCUAUCUUUUCAAGUGAAGCAAUUUUAUUUAUUUAUUUUUUUAAAAAAACUGUUUUGUAAAAUGAUUUUAUCUGGAUUGAAUUGUGGAACCAUUCUGUUUUAAACCAAAAUCAGGGGGGCAAAGAAAGGGAUUUUAAAAGAAAACGAGCAAUACACUCACUAAGUGAGCAUUUUUAAAAAAUUAUGUUGGAACAUGGCUUGCCUGACUUGAAUAAUGGAUGGAAGCACAUGGCUGCAUUGCUCCUAAAAGCCGUAACAAAUUAGUCUGUGAGACAAAAAUCAGUGUUGUCACUUUGAAAAUGGUGUUUACAUAAGACAGAGAAGGGAAAACAUCCUCAGUUUCAUAGUUUUGCUCAGUUUCAAAUGCCCACUCUGGAGGCAAUCUGGAUUCCUUUCAUUGGCUUUGCUGAUACAGGUUGCCUCCUUGAAUUGUGUUCAGAUCAACCUACGGUGGUUCUGUGCUUGCAUUACACCAAAAUUAAAUCUCAGGUAUUCUCCAGUUCAGGUUCUUGAGCAAUAAAGCAUGACACUAGAAUCAGAGGUAAGAUCAGCUAUCAUUUCCUCCAAAGGGGAAAACUUUUCUCUUAGACAUCUUCUUGAAAAACAUAGUGAUAAAAAUUGUCUUCUAAUACAAACUCAACUGUUCCAACACAAAUAGGCCAGCAUCUUAUAGUGAUGUAUGCAGACAUAAGUACAACAUAUCCUAUGUUUAUCUUUUUGUGGUGGUGGUGAGUAUUCCCAUCCUCCCUCUGUAAUAACCAUGCCCAUUUAGUGGCUGGUGGAGGGCAGGGACCUUUCACGCCAGCUUGAUUUUGAUUUUGAUGGGUUCCCCCCCCCCCCCAGUUUAGCCACAGAGCUCGAUGUCUCCCAUCACACUCCAGAAAAGUAGUUUUGGGAAGGCUCAGUGGCUGAACCGGGGGGGGGGGGGGAUCCUGCCGAAAAAUUGUUGGCGAUGGACAACGGGAGACUCCUUAUCUUUCCAUAAGGAAAAAUGGGUCAAGUCAACUCAAGGAGGCUUCCCCCGUGUGAUGAGGAAGAGAGAAGGCAGGACACUGCAGGGUUCAGGGUGACAGGUCUCCAUGCAGCGAUAAUGGCCAAUUGCACUGUCAUAAAAACAUUUUUUAAAAAGAUGCAGCGAUAAUGGCCAAUUGCAGCAACACUUGUGACAAGGUUCCUAGAGAAGAGUCAGAGAAGCAUCUGGUUAUGUCCCCAUCACAAUGAAAUCAUCCCCCAAAAUGAGAACGGCUUUCCAAACUAGAGAAAGCCUUUCUAAACUUUUUCCACUCAAACCCCUUUGCACCCUAGAACCUUUUUUGUGAUUCUGGACAUACAGGUAAAAAAAAUAGGCAUUCAAACCAAACAUUUAUUGCUAAUCAUAAAGAAUUUUAUUUUAAAAAAAUUAUUUGGCAUACAGAUAUUUUUACCAUUUGUUAAAGAUUAAAGCAAUUUUGCAUAAUAAUGAAUGUGCUUGUAUUUGUUUAUUUUUACAUAAAGAAUUAAAUCUUGGAUGAAUAUUUAAUAUUGCAAGACGUAGAGCAUUUUCAACAUUUUCAAUGUCACUGACAUAUUCUCUUUGCAGCUUCAAAGGCUCCUUCUACACUGCCAAAUAAAAUCCAGAUUAUCUGCUUUGAAAUUGAUUAUAUGGCAGUGUAGACUCACAUGCAUAAUCCAGUUCGAAGCAGAUAAUAUGGAUUAUCUCCUUUGAUAAUCUAGAUUAUAUGGCAGCAUAGAAUGAGCCAAAGUGGCAGCUGCAUGAACAGUAGAGUCUCACUUAUACAAUAUAAAUGGGCCGGCAGAAUGUUGGAUAAGCGAAUAUGUUGGAUAAUAAAGAGAGAUUAAGAAAAAGCCUAUUAAACAUCAAAAUAGGUUAUGAUUUUACAAAUUAAGCACCAAAACAUCAUGUAAUACAACAAAUUUGACAGAAAAAGUAGUGCAUUACGCAUUAAUGCUAUGUUCUAAUUACUGUAUUUAUGAAUUUAGCACCAAAAUAUCAUGAUAUAUUGAAAACAUUGACUACAAAAAUGCAUUGGAUAAUCCAGAGCAUUGUAUAAGUGAGUGUUGGAUAAGUGAGACUCUACUGUAGUUUUGAUAACAGAGCAAUGUAAAUGUCUAAAACAGUCACUAGGUGGCCAGCUACGCACAUUUUUCGUAACCUCCCAAUUCAAUUAGGGGACCCCAAAUGGGGUUGCAACCCCAAUAGUUUAAGAAGUGUUGUUCUGAGGACCCAAGCAGUAAAAAAAAAUCUAUUUGAAACAGGCUUAUUGAAUCCUUCCCCCACCUCCAGAAAGACUUCAAAUAUGUUCCUUCUUUACAGUGCGGAGGGGAGGACAUUUGAUUUUCAGUCCUAAAUGGUCUGAUAUUCUGAAAGGGCCCUGGUUCCUUGAGAGCCUUUGUGCCUAAACAAAUGACUUCUUCAUCCCACUCCCAUUCCAUGAUUAACUUUUUUCUUCUUUUCCAUUCUUUGACUCCUGUUUCUUGUGUUAUUCUGACCUAAACUUCAGAAGUACACUUUCUAGCCUCUCUAACAACACAGCCAUACAUAACUUUUCCUCCAACUGAAAGAUUUCUUCUCUUAAGUCAGCAGGCCUUCCAGUGUUACUGCAUCUGAAAGAGAAAGACGCACCUGACCUAACAAUAUCUAAUAGCCUAAUCCACUUCAGUGCUAAUCAAGGAAUUAGGUGAAACCACUAGAAAAAAACUACUGAAUUAAUAAUGGAACAAAUUAGUUAGCAAGUUAAUUUCAAGAUCUGGAAACAACCCCAUGAUGCUGCUCAGUCACAUAGUCGUUUUCGACUCUUCAUGACCUCAUGGACCAGUGCACGCCAGAGCUCCCUGUCAGCCGUCACCACCCCCAGUUCCUUCAAGGUCAAGCCAGUCACUUCAAGGAUACCGUCCGUCCAUCUAGCCCUUGGUCGGCCUCUCUUCCUUUUUCCUUCCAUUUUCCCCAGCAUCGUGAUCUUUUCCAAGCUUUCCUGUCUUUUCAUGAUGUGGCCAAAAUACUUCAACUUUGCCUCUAAUAUCCUUCCCUCCAGUGAGCAGGUAAAAGGUAAAGGUUUUCCCCUGACGUUAAGUCCAGUCAUGUGUGACUCUGGGGGUUGGUGCUCAUCUCCAUUUCUAAGCCGAAGAGCCGGCAUUGUCCGUAGACACCUCCAAGGUCAUGUGGCCAGCAUGACUGCAUGGAGCGCCGUUAUCUUCCCACCGGAGCUGUCCCUAUUGAUCUACUCACAUUUGCAUGUUUUCGAACUGCUAGGUUGGCAGAAGCUGGAGAUAACAGCGGCCGCUCACAUUGCUCCUAGGGUUUGAACCUGGGACCUUUCGGUCUGCAAGUUUCCUCCAGCACUAGAGUUCAAAAGCGUCUAUCUUCCUUUGCUCAGCCUUCCAUAUGGUCCAGCUCUCGCAUCCAUAGGUUACUAUGGGGAAUACCAUUGCUUUGACUAUGCGGACCUUCAUUGCUAGUGUGAUGUCUCUGCUCUUCACUAUUUUGUCAAGGUUGGCCAUUGCUCUCCUCCCAAGAAGUAAACGUCUUCUGAUUUCCUGGCUGCAGUCUGCAUCUGCAGUGAUCUUCGCAUCUAGAAAUAUAAAGUCUGUCAAAGCCUCCAUGUUUUCUCCCUCUAUUUGCCAGUUAUCAAUAGGUGUAGUUGCCAUGAUCUUGGUUUUCUUGACGUUUAACUGCAACCCAGCUUUUGCACUUUCUUCUUUCACCUUGGUGAUAAGGCUCCUCAGCUCUUCCUCACUUUCAGCCAUCAAAGUGGUAUCAUCUGCAUACCUAAGGUUGUUAAUGUUUCUUCCAGCUAUUUUAACUCCGGCCUUGGAUUCCUCAAGCCCCGCACGUCGCAUGAUGUGUUCUGUGUACAAAUUGAAUACGGAGGGUGAAAGUAUGCAGUCCUGCUGCACUCCUUUCCCAAUCUUGAACCAGUCUGUUGUUCCGUGAUCUGUUCUUACUGUGGCUACUUGGUCUUUAUACAGAUUUCUCAGGAGACAGACAAGGUGACUUGGUAUCCCCAUACCACCAAGAACAUGCCAUAGUUUAUUAUGAUCCACACAGUCAAAGGCUUUAGAAUAGUCAAUAAAGCAGAAUAGUCAAUAAACCCUUAAAUCAUUUUUUAUAAAUUGCUUAUCAGGCCACAGUUUUCAGCCCCAGAAAUCUUUGAUUUUAGAACAGCCAAGUUAGAAAGAUUCUCUUCUUUCUGCAUAGCAACAAAGCGCCAUAAAGGGACUUGGAAAGGUGCAGGUUAAUUCUCUCAUCUCUGCUAUGGAGAAUGAAGCUGACUCUGUCUUCAAAUCCUUUACUUUUACUUAGAAGAUGUGAGAAAAAUUAUUGUGCCAAGGUGUUAGCCAGGUUUGCAUUUUGCAUUGAUGAGCACUUUAUUCCCAAGUGUACCUGAAAGAUCAAAGCUAGAAGAGCCAGUGGAAUCCUUUGUGAAAGGCCUGCAUAAAAUUGGGGGGGGGGGGGGGUUUAAAGACGAAAAUGAUAAUAGCAGGCAAAAGUAGUGACAGGUAUCCUGGGCAAAUGAUCUCUGAGAAAUUGUAAAUGUAGGCAGACGUUUGCCCUGCAAUGCCAUUAAUCAGACAGCGUGUGGAACUAAAAGAAAUAAACUGUGCAUGCCCACAAUAUCCUUAUGUAUGCCACCAUGUUUGAACUUUUCCAGGGCUCUUUCCUGCAAAUGUUGUGUUUCUUCUCACAGUGAACAACUUGCCUUGAGCAUCUAAAAACUCACAAGACUUUUGGACCAUUUUUGAGAAAUAAAGUAUAUGCCUCAGAAUGUGAUGAAGUCACCUUCUCAGAAGGCUUUUAAACAGAGGAUGGAUGGCUAUCUGUUGUUAGUGCUUUGUUUGUGUAUUCUUGCCUGGCAGAGUAGGGUUGGGUUAGACAGUCCUUAGGGUCGUUUCCAUUUCUAUGAUUCUAUGAGAAACAGAAGUCAGACACUUUCUAUGUAGCCUAGAUUACUAUUAAGGAAAUAAUGUUGUGACAGCAAAAUGGCAAGGAACCAAUGGUCUGCAAUUAUGAUACAGCAUAGCAUUUUUAUCCCAUUCCCUUGUUCCUUAGCUACAACUUGCACUAUCCCUUUCCUUUCUUCUUGUUUACAGUUGGCCAUGUUUUUAUGACAGUGGACACUAUAGGUUACUGUUGUCUUAGGAGCCCCUGGUGGAGUAGUGUGUUAAAGCCUUGUGACUUGAAAGUUGGGCUGUUGAUCUGCAAGCUGCCAGGUUCAAAUCCCAUCCGGGGAGAGCAUGGAUGAGCUCCCUCUAUCAAUUCCAGCUCCAUGCGGGGACAUGAGAGAAGCCUCCCACAAGGAUGGUAAAACAUCAAAACAUCCGGGCAUCCCCUGGGCAACGUCCUUGCAGACAGCCAAUUCUCUCACUCCAGAAGCGACUUGCAGUUUCUCAAGUCACUCCUGACACAAAAAAAAAACCUGUUGUCUUAUAUACUAGUGGUUUUAUUUUGUAUUGUACUUUGUGUUUAUUUUAUGCAUUGUUUUAGGUACCUUGUGCCAUAUGUAAGCUGCCCCGAGUCCCUUUGGGGAGAUGGAGGCAGGGUACAAAAAUAAAGCUAUUAUAAAGUUAUUAUAACACCCAUUCCUCCACGUCACUGAAACAAUUCAACAUGGGCGAAUCUGUCAGAUUCCAUCACAUGUGUUUUUCGGCAUUAAUGACUCUGUUGCGCAUCAGGGACUCAGAACAUGAUAAUUUGCCUGUGUUUUGAACUCCCUCCUUUCAGUAUGCUUCAAAUCCAUUUCAAGGACGAAGGGCAACAGAUGACAGCUGGAAGUAGGCAAACGUCAUGUGAUGGGCUCCGUGCCUCUUCAUCCUUGAAAUGGAGAUGAAGUGUCCUACAAUGGGGGAAAUGCUCCAUGUGAUGGGGUCCUUGGUCUCAAAUUCUGGAUUUCAUCCAUUCUUCUAAUUCAGACUGUAUUUAGGAACCAGUUUCCUGUAAGAAAAUGUCACAUACCUGGCUAUAUUUUCCUCCAAGACAUGCUGGUGCGGUAAAUAUAGAUACAAGAGCUGCUUGCAAAAAGAAGGCAAGAGGAAGCAAUUUUCAGAAGACCUAGAAACAUACUGGGAGAAUUUUGGAGUUAGACCUCUGCAUCUGUUUGUAGUUUUCAUCUGAGAUAAAGCAAACAGGCUAAACCAGCCACAUUGAUCCUGUGAGCCAAAGGGGAUUGCAGGGUAGCGGAAAACCUGGCAAGGUAAGAGGAGACACUUGGAAAUUUAAUGGGAAUCUCAGAAUUAUUAGUAUACAGAAACAAGUAUAGCUUCCCUCUAUUCAUUUAAUUAAAGGCAACGACUUGCAGACACAAAAAGUGGCAUAUGCUCAUUUUAUUUUAUUAGCAACCUGACUCUCUGCAUAGCACUCCAAUAAAACCAUAGAUGAAUGCCAUGAAUCUAAUUAAUUAAAUUGCAAGAAAUCACAAAGUAUAGUGGAAGGUGGAUAGAAAGAAAGGUUAAAAUAGCUCUCCAACAGCUUGAUUGGGCAUUGGACAUUGUUGUUAACUCUGACUGAAGGAGGUUUGGACAAUGAAACCACUCACUAGCCCCUCUGGAAAGUCUUUCCAUUAACUUUAAUGCAUUUUCAGAGCUAGGGCCAUGGGGCACAAUCUAUCACCAUGCUGUCUAAAUGGAUUUGGCAAUAAAGCAUUUUUACUUGAGUUAACAGAGGCAUAGAAAUGCCAGCACCUUAGGAAACCACAGCCGAGUGCACCUUCUGUGAUACAUAUCGGCAUCUCUCAAUUUCUGUAUUUAUAUUUGCACCCCACACCACCUCAAAUAGUUACAGCAGAUGACAGGUACAUAAAUGAAAUCAUAAAAUAUGUGGCAAGGCUCACAUGACCAGUUUUUAUUCCAACCCAGUAAAUGUACAUUGCUAUCCCCAUGGGCAUGAACUUUCUGAUUGGUUCAUGAUGCACAUCUUGGUUGUUAUUUAACCUCAAUCCCCACAACUCUGUUUGGAUAUUCAAAGGAUACUGAGGAGGGAGGCAUGUAAUAUAUUGAAACCCAAUGUCCCUCUCUGCCCUUCUCCCUAAAUUCAUUACCAUUGCAUAUUUAGUGUCUAAGUCAAAAGGCACAUUGAGCUGAUUAGGCUGAAAGCAUUUACAAUGCUCACCACAGAUAGAAACUCAGCAAAGCCUUCAACUGCACCUGUCCUCCUAGAAUAUGCUUCUCAGUCACAAUCAAUUUAUGUACUGACAUUUCAGAGGAGAUGCAUUCUGAUGCAAACACUUAAAUCUCUUUAAAAUAUAAACAACGACUCAUGUUAGAGUACUAUGCAGAUUUUGCCCAUAUAUUCAGCAAUGUAAGCCAUGAAUCAUAUAUAGGAGUGUCAGAUUUCAAGGCCUGGCCCUAAGUGUCAAGGUCUAGCCCCACUUCUCCAGUACUCAGCAGUCGAGGAAUCACAGGUCGAGAGUACUAACCAACCGGGUGUGUGCUUGAUGCUCUUUAUUUGACUUCUAUACUCUACGCAGCUGUGUUGAAUGCUUAAUAACAUUGUCAGGGACUGCAUUUGAUCACCCUUAUUAUACCAUUUUGCAAUAUGACAAGUGGUCAUCUUUAGUUUGGUACUGAAAUCCCAGGGCUUGACAUAGUCCUAGCCUGGCUACCAAAACUACAAAAGCUUAGGUAAAAGUAAAGGUUUUCCCUUGACAUUAAGUCUCAUCAUGUUUGACUCUGGAGCUUGGUGGCCAUUUCUAUUUCUAAGCCAAAGAGCCGGCAUUGUCUGUAGACAACUGCAAGGUGAUGUGGCCAGCAUGACUGCAUGGAGCGCUGUUACCUUCCUGCCAGAGCAGUACCUAUUGAUCUACUCACAUUUGCAUGUUUUCGAACUGCUAGGUUGGCAAACGUUCCCCGGAUUCAAACCUUCAACCUCUCGGUCAGCAAGUUCAGCAGCUCAGCGGUUUAACCCACUGCACCACUGGGGGCUCCUACAAAAGCUUAGGCCACAACAAAUGCUUUCAACUUUUAAAAUGCCAAAGGAUUCAGUAACACUUUACUUCAAAAGGGCUAACACAGCUUCCCAUCUAAAACUCGACAGUAUGGAAGGCGCCUAAAUAUUAGCAUAACGUGUAACAUUUAGGCAUUUUAAAUAAGAACAUUUUAAUGAAAGUGAGUAAUGAGAUGAGCCAUAUAAUUAUCUGAGCUGAGAGUUAUUCAGAUAAUUUAUUUUGGGAAGCAGAAGUUACUGAAAGCAACAGCCUGGAAGCAAAAUGUGACCGGAGUAUGUAUUUUUGUUUAUCCCAUUUCCCCGGUGAUUUGUAUGUCAGUCGUUUCUAAUAGGUCCGCAUUCAUUCUUGCAAAUUAAAUCGGUCAGAUCUCAAAAUAAGUUUUAAAAGCCUUCCCUUUGGCCAGAUGGCUGCAGCUGCAUGCGGGAGGCCUGCAUUCCUCCCACCCACCCCCAAUAGAUAUUGCAGUCCAAUGAUGCUUACUCUUUGAUGGUACCAAACAGCUUUAGGAGAUGGUGUGUGUGUGUGAGAGGGGGGGGAUUGGGGAUCAUCCUAGGUAUCUGAAUGAAAGGAUUUCCUAUUCUUCAUCCCUACAUGUUUCUUCUUUGGGCAGUUCUGUGUGGAUAAACCUAUUCCUUUUCAUCCUGUUUAACCUUACCUUCAAAGACAAGAACAAACAGAGGGAGAAGCUCAAAGCAGUUAACGGCAGGGACUAUCAAAAACAAACAAACUAAGCCAUGUGAAGACCUAUCUUACAAGGAAACGCUACAACUGUCAAUAAAAAUAUCAAUAUCUAAUGAAAAAAGUGGAGCAGUUUAACUGAUCAAGAUAACAUAAAAUCCAUAACCAUUUCCUUCCAGGAAUUGAUUGCCCGUUUCUGGAAUGUGUGUCUGUUUGUGCGUGUGUCUUUAAGUCGCCUGGCGACUUAUGAUAACCUCCAUGAAUUUCUGUAGGUUUUCUCUAGGUAAGGAAUACUCAGAGAAGGUUUUGUAGUUUCCUCCUUUGAAAUACAUCCAACGGCCCCUUUUUUUCAUUUGCCAUCAUCCAUCCAAGUGCUGACCAGUCCUGACCUGCUUGGCUUCCACAAUCAAAUUAGAUUUGGUAUCUUUAGAGUAUUUGAGUAUCUGGGAUGGGAAUAUUUUUCUUUUUUUAAAAUGAGACCAUUAAAAUGAGUUUUCACAUUCAAGUAGCUAAGAAUGCAAAAGUAAAAUGUGUAAUUAGGUGUGUAGGGAGUAUUUGCACAUUUUUUCCAUCUUCAAUGACUCAAGGAGACUCGACACAUUAAAGCACUCCAUUGAAAAAAUUGUUAACCUCCACAAGAUUUUUCACACCUGCACAAAAGGAGAAAGAUCAGCUCUUCCUUUUUCAAUGAGGUCUGCACAAUAAAAACAUACACACAUGCCACAAGCACAGAUAGGAUUACUGAUGAAAAGGAUCCAAAACAGGCCAUCCCCUGAUUCUGCUUUUAAAAAAACAAACCAACAGCAAUAGUAUUUUUCAGAGUAAAAUAUUGCGUUCGGAAUGGGGGUUAUUUUUUGCCAAAAACCAUUGAAUGUCUCUGUGUGUGUGAAAAUCUUUAGCACAAUUUGUGCAAACCCUUCCACACACAAAAUGUUCAAAUAUCCAUGUCAUCAUAGCCAGCUUGGGGGGAAAACUUAGAAAUUCCAAAACCUUGGAAUUUUCCCCAACAAAAUACGUGUUGAUUGGUAUCAUUACUAAUAAUGGAAAACUCAUUCACAUUACUUUAUUCACAUCAUGAGAUAACAUGGCUCAUUAUAAAAGAUGAUAAUACUUGGUAAAUUGGGAAGCAGUAAGGGGGAGGGAGGAAGAGUGCAUUACUCAUGGAUAUGCUCACUCAUGGAAGCCAAAAUCCUGAGUCUGCAGGGCUGUUGAUCCCAUGGUAUCUUUGAAGUCUCUUGUUCAUAGGACCACCAUAAGUCAAAGUCAAUGUGACAGCAAUUAACAACAGCUAACAUAUUGAAAUUGCAUGGUAGUUUCACUCAUGUUAAUGUGCAGUAAUUUAUUCUGGAUAUAAAUGUCACGCCAAAGGCUCUUUCAUUAGUACUUUCAUUCCCUGAAAAAUCAGCAUCUCUUUUAGGAUGUUUUCAGACUGUUUUUAAUGUAUGCAAACAUGUACAUGACAAAUACUAUAAGUUAAGCAGCAUCAGGCUUUGUUAGUGCUUGAUAGAGUGACUGCAGAGAAAUGCUGGCUACUAUAGGCCUUUGCCUUUCAGAGAAAGGAAAUGGUAAACCACCUCUGAGUAUUCCAAGUUAAAGAAAACCCCAUAAAAACCAUGCGAUUGCCAUAAAUCCAUGGGAGAGUUGAAGACACAGCAUUACUGUUGUAUAUUUUCAAGUCAUUUCCAACUUAUGGCAACCCAAAUAUGAGCUUUUCAUGGAGUUGUCUUAGGAAAAAGUGUUCAGAGUGGGUUUUCCUGGUUUUCCCCUAUGGCUGAGAGAGUGUGAGUUGCUCAGAAUUAUCCAGGAAGUUUAUAUGGUCUGAAGAAUCAUAGUCCAACAGAAACCAUGCUGUGUUGCACCCCAGCCAGAAUUUACCAUGCAUUCAACACCAGCCAGGAAUCCAAAAGUAGUAGUAAAACAGUUUAUCAAGAAAUGCACAUAUAAAAAGGAAAAGUCACCAUAAGAAAUAAAAAGACAAAAAUCCAGUAAGUAAUGGGGAAAAUAGUCAACAAGUAAUAAACCAAACCAAACUGGCAGUUGGAAAAAACACUCCAAAUGCAAUAAUUCAAACAGUCCAAAUCUGUUCCAUAAAACAAGGUACAGGAAAACCAGAAUCAGAACAUGAUAAUGAAUCCAAAAGCACGACUAUAGAAACUUCUUAAACCAUGAAUCCAAACUCCCAAGAUCUCAGACUAAAACAAACUGGAAACAAGACUCAAGAUCCUCACUGUAAUGCAGCAUUGCCUGAUCUGAAUUGUAAAGGAAAGAAUUCUUUGAUUUGAGAUCCACAAGCCAUGAAGUCAUUUCUGUGACCUUGACUCCCUUGCCUGUGAGAUUUUUCACACUGCUGUUUCUCACACAGUCUAUGUGACUUUCUUAAUUUGCUUGCUUCUUCCCUAAGAUGGAGCCUGAGAUUCCUGUUGACUGCAGGUUUGUUUUCAAGUGAACUUUCUUGCCCAUCAAACUCCUUAUCUGGGGUAGCUAUGAGCCAACUAGGCAAAAUGUCUUCACCAGUCUGUGCAUCUCCCUGUCUGCUACCUCUGAGACAGUUUCACUUUCAAGUCCAUUCUCACAGCCAGAAUUUAAACUCCCCUCGUUUCUCUCAUUGAAAAACCCAUCCACUCUCCCAGGCUCUGGAAUAACAAUCUCCUUAUCUUCAUCAGCUGGCUGCUCAGCUGGCUGAACCACAACAUGCUGAUUUUCUAAAUGCUUAUGGUUCUGACAAAUGUUGUGUACACCACGUUGGCUAAUGCAAUGAUGUUACACAGGCGGUAGUGUACUCUACUAUUCUAUUGAUGUGCAUGUGAAGUUUAUUAGUAUUCUAUGUGCUGUAUUGUCUUAAUAAAUGCAUAAGUUGGCCAUGGUGGUCCAUGAUCUUGUUACAUCCUGAAUAGACUACUUCAAUGUGCUCUAUGUGGGGUUGCCUUUGAAGACUGUUUAGAAGCUUCAAGGAGCAGUUGGUGGGGACGUGGGGCUGAGGGGCAGGACCUCCUCAGUGGUGGCCUCUCGGCUAUGGAACUCCCUCCCCCAGUUCCCUCCCUCCUGACCUUCAGAAAGAAACUCAAAACAUGGCUGUGGGACCAAGCCUUUGGGCAGUAAUUCAGUGCCAUAAGUGAAGAUGGAAUAUGUGCAGUCACGGCUGGAACGGCUCCUUGACUAUGAUCUCGGAUUGUGUGGUUUUUAAAAUUGGUUUUCAUGUUUAUGUUUUUAAUUUUAUGUUUUUAAUGUAUAUGACUAUUUUAUUAUAUGUCUGUUUUAUGUGGCAUCGAAUUGCUGUCUAUUGUAAGGCUGCUCUGAGUCCCCUUCAGGGUGGGAAGGGCGGGGUUUAAAUACAGUAAAUAAGUAAAGAAAAUAAAUAAAUAAGUUGUUGAUGGGAAUAGGGACUUGAUCAAACAGCUCCCAUCCUAUGUGGUUUUGGUACUUUAGCAAUCAAUAUAUAUAAAAGAGUGAUGGAAUCACGGCAGCGGACAAAACAACAAAACUAAACACCCCACAACCUCGAAAAUUGACAGCACAACCCCUCAUCCACGCCUCUAGGUUGAUACAACAAAAAGAAAAGAAAAAUAAAGUCCUAAUUAGAGGGAUAGGAAUUGGGAUAGCCAAUUGCUGCCAGUUAGAAGGCUAAGCUCCGCCCAUUUGGUCUCCUAGCAACCCACUCAGCCCAGGGGACAGGCAGAGUUAGGCCUCACUUAGGCCUCUUCCCCAUUGCCUAUAAAAUACAGAUGAUCAGAUUUGAACUGGAUUAUAUGGCAGUGUAGACUCAAAGCCCUUCCACACAACUAUAUAACCCAUUUAUAAUCUUAUAUUAUCUAUAGAAGCACAUAAAAUAUCACAAGCAACACCACUCUGAAAACAAGGGAAUUCCAGACAGGAAACAAUCAGGGCCAGCUAACACCUCCCAACAAAAAAAUCACUCAGGGAGGAAACAACCAGGCUUUAUAGCUGCAAGGCCAUUACAUGCUAAUCAUUUCCCCUAAUUGCAGCACUCAUACUUGCCUCCAACAGACAACAAAAAAUCAAAAAUAUUGUAUAUUCACAACCUUUAGGAAAUAAUAUCUCCUGAUGGCGCAGCGUGUUACAAUGAACUUCUGCUGAACUUCUGGACCGGAAGCUGCUGAACUUCUGGACCGGAAGGUCGCAGGUUUGAAUUGAAGGAGCGGAGAGAGCCCCCAUUGUUAGCCCCAGCUUCUGCCAACCCUAAACUUCAAAAACAUGCAAAUGAGAGUAGCUGAAUAGGUACUGCUCAGGCAGGAAGGUAACGGUGCUCCAUGUAGUCAUGCCAGCCACAUUACCUUGGAGGAGUCUAUGGACAACGGCAGCUAUUCGGCUUAGAAAUGGAGAUGACCACCAACCCCCAAAAUCAGACAUGACUGAACUUAAUGUCAUGGGAAAACCUUUACCCUUUACCUUAACUACCACCAAUUCCUCAAUACUUUAUUUCCCAUACCACCAUACUUUGCCACAGCAACACGUGGCCAGGCAUAGCUAGUGGAAUAUAAUUUCUAAAGUAUGGAUUGGAUCCUAAGCUCCUAACAUUAUCUCAGAUCAUCUUUUUUUCUCCUUUCCUUUUUCAGACUGUUUCAGAUAUUUACAUUAAAGAACAUGAUGGAAAAAGGCAGGAAGUCUCCCUGCAUCCUGAGAUUAGCUCCAUCACUGUCCAUUACCUAAAUGGAUUAUAACUGUUUUAAAACAGGGGAUGGGGGUUAGGUUAGGUGGGAUAAGGUUCAUGGUCUGCUAGAAAGGGAAAAAGAAGAGGACAAAGAUGCCAAGAUCAGUAGGAAGGUUUCUUAUAUAAGGAUACUUCCUCCUCAGGUUUUUGGAAUUUGGUGAUAGAUGUUCAAUAUGUCCAAUGGCACAUAUUUGGCAAAAGCUCAAAAGAUUGAAUUUAAAAUAUGAAUGGGGUAAAGAAAUAAGGAUUGGGUUUCAUGAAUUAUAGAUACGUUGUUUUAGUGUAAGGGAAGUUGUUAUAAAAUAAAAAAAUAGGGAUGUAUGAAAUUUAACAAACUGUUUAAAAUUAUCUUAAAGUUGCUUUAUUUGCAGGCUGGAGGGUUAGACAAUUACAAGAGACUUUGUUAUGAGAGAGGUGUUUUUGGAAAUAGCUAUGGAAAACUAAAAAGGAAAAAUUAUAAUGAAAUUGUGUUUCAUUUUUGGGAGACACAGUUGGAAAAUAAUUACUGGGGGAGGGAGAAACAGUUUGGGGGGUUAGAAAAACUUUUAAUUAAAAUGAAAGGAUUUAAUACUUGAUAUUUUGCAUUAUGAUAGAUUGCUGUUAAAUUAGAAAGAAUAAUUUGUUAAGUUUAAUUGAGAGGAAGAAUAAUAAUAGUUCCUGCUAAAGAAUAGUAACCUUUAAUUAACUUUUUGAAGAACCGUUAUCUAUGGUUUUACAAGCUUGGAUUUGGAUAUUAGUAGGUAUAUAGUUUAGAAAGGAUUAUGAUGACUUAUUGUGAUAGGAGUCACUUUUAUGUUUUCUGUCACUUUUCUAUCUUUUCUGUAUUUCUCUAUUCCUUUUCUGUAUUAUCUGCUUUGUUAGCUUGUUUUUUCUUCUCCUGUGUUUACUGGUUAGUUAAAAAAAUUAUUAUAUGUGAACAAAUCUUAAUUUUAAAAAGAUGAUAAAAAGUGCACAUGGCCUUCAGAGACAAACUGCAAUCAUGACAAAUACCUCUGCAUCAAUAAAUUAUUCCCAGCUUAAUUGGCUUAAUCUUCUUUUAAUGCUGUAUAAUUCAGUGACCAUCACUAUAUCUUGUGGGAGUGCAUCCUGUAUGUUGAUGGAACACACUUUAUUUUGCCUGCCCAUCUGUUUAAUUGAAUGAGGCUAAGUCCUAAUGUUGUGAUUCAGGAAGGGAAAUAACUUUUUCUCCAUGUAUUAUUUCUCCAUGCAGCAUCAUGUCAUAACCUUAGGUUAUGCUUUUCUCCCCACAUGUAGGAGAGCCUUUGGUGUGUAGUAGCUGGAAAAAGGUACUGUGAAAGACUAAUAUGUGAAUCCUCACCUGGCUAUGGAAACUUAUUGGUUGACCUUGGACAAUACUGCCUAGUCCCAUCUAUCAUUUGAAUGAAUGAAACCUCACACGAAAGCAAUGGAAAACCUCCUCCGAACAAAUCCUGCUAAGAAAACUUAAGAUCAGAUCACUGUAACUCAGUCAACUUGAAGGCACAGAACAGUCCUUCAUAUAAAAGAGGGCACAGUCCUUCAUAUAAAAGAGCCCUAAAGGUUUAGUCCUUAUGUAGGUGUUGAAGCUCUUGGACAACUCUGGCUAACCACCUCUGUACCUUUUAUAGCUCUAUAGUAUCUGAGAGUAGGCUUGUGCAUUUUGGCUGAACCUCGAUCCGCUUCUGCUGGCCGAAUUUUGGGAGCCCCCGAUCUAUUUUUAUGCACCUCUCAAAAAUGGGCAGGUAGCCAAAUAGCCAUUUUUGGUCAACAGCUGAAAAAUGUGGCUAGAUCCAGCUCUUAGGUGACAAUGAGUGUUGUGGUAAUCUCUGAGCGGUUAGACUCAAUUUAACCCUCUCUGGGGGAGAUUCCACCAAAAAUCAGCAGAGUAGCAAAAGCAAAAGCUUUCAAAUGCAGCAGUUACUUACACGGGGCGAGCAAAGAGAAGCCUUUGACCAUUUAGGAUUGCAAUGGACUGCAGAGUCUCAGUAAAAGUUCAAAAAGUAUUUAUUCAGGUAAAAAGAAUUCCAUUGUAGAUAGAAAGGCUUGGGAGCUGACUAGUCUACUCUAGACUUUUUUCUAAGGAAAAAUAAGAAAGGAAAAAUCACAAACAUCUAAAUAGUUACAUCUUGCCAGGAGGGAUGGUGAGACGUGUUGUUAGCUAGAAGAACAAAGGGAGAAGAGAGAAUCUAAAUGGUUCCAACCUCAUGGUCCAGUUUAUUGGGGACAUAAAAGACAUUCUGACCAAUGAGAAGUUAGUGUCCCUGGAGAUUCACAUUUCUACUAACUUCAAAGUAAGGGAUGUGACGUACACAGGAUAGAGUGAAACACAGUAAAGCCUAUCUAGGCAUGCUUUGGAAACAGGGAAAGGAUUCCCUCAAUCUAACUCUAUCAUCUAUCUAACUACAUUUAGACUUGAGUAGUCCAGGGUGAUUCCCAACAAUGAGGCGGCUUACUGGGAUCCUGUUCCCAUCGUUUUUAAGGCUAUCAGGAUGAAAAUGACCACACUUGGAGGACACAUCAACCACUGUAGCUAGGCAAUACUUCCCAACUCUCCACCAAUCAGGCACCACUACCAUAUAAUGUUCCCUCCUCCUUUUGCCUGAAUCAGCCUAUUCUUCCAGGGCCUAGAACUUUUUCUACACAUUGGCCUGGUAAGGUAGGCCCAUUCCAUUACAGAUGUCAAACCAAGCCAAAAAUAAAGCUGAGAGUGAGUGGCAAGGCAACUGGAAUAAAGCAUCUCUCUAGAGCCAGGAUGCAACUGGGAGCAAUAGAGGCACUCACCCCAUUAAACAGACAUAGCCUAUGUAAGAUACAUCACGGCCCGUUUCACCUGAAAAAACAUAGCAACUGAACCCUUAUCAUUACGGCCAGCUGAACAAGUCGGAUUGGCCAAAGGGAACUGACCAAACCAAAUCCAUGCACAAGCCUGUUUGAGAGUGAUUUGCCCUUUUAUUGUCCCCCAAAGCUAACAGUGAUGGAGUGACCCAGUAUAUUUCAUUCUGUCUGGUAACAAGCUUUCUAUAAUGGCACUGCCACCAAAGAAGUCACUGAGUUUACUACACUGGAUAAACAAAUGAGUUAUACUGAAUUGGGUUGCUAACAGCCAAAUGGAGUUUGGAGUCAACUGGUGGGCUGAGCGGGGAGGGAGGAAAGAAGUCGUUAGUAUUGGAGAGCUGUAAUUCCAAAAUUGGCAUCAUUUAAGCUUCUGCCCUCUUUAUGAUGGGAAUAAAAUAAAUGCAUAAAAUAUCAUGCACAGCUGUAGGUAGAAAAAAAUCAGAGUGAAAUUUCAGUUUUAUGCUGACUUGACUCACAGCCAGCACCUGUAUCUUCUUCAUCUGCUUGAAGGUGAUUUGUCCUUAAAUACUCUCUCUUUCUCAGACAUGUAUUGAAAAUACAGGAUAAAAAAUUGCAUUUAAAACACAUAAAUGGUAAAAUCGUAAUAAAAACGGGAUAGAUUAUUAAAAACCCUCUGGGGUUGAUUAAUUAAUGACUGUAUCUCCAAAGGCCUGCCGAAACAUCCAAGUCUUCAGUUGUUUCCUGAAGCAAGGUAGAGAGGGAGCCAACCUAAUCUCCCUGGGGAGGGAGUUCCAGAGUCGGGGAGCCACGGCCGUGAAGGCCCUCUCUCUCGUCCCCACCAAGUGAGGAGGGUGGAAGUGAGAGAAGGGCCUCCCCGGAAGAUCUCAGCGAUUGGGUGGGUUCAUAGGGGACAACGCGGUCAGGAAGAUAGGCAGGUCCUGAACCAUUUAGAGCUUUAUAGGUAAUAACCUGCACCUUAAAUUGGGCCCAGAAUAUAAUCGGCAGCCAGUGGAGCUGCUUGAACAGAGGGGUUGAGUGCUCCCUAUAAGCAGCUCCAGUUAGUAACCUGGCUGCCAACCGUUGUACCAACUGCAAUUUCCGGACUGUCUUCAAGGGCAGCCCCACGUAGAGUGCGUUACAGUAAUCCAUCUUUGAGGUAACCAGAGCGUGGACCACCAUGGCCAAGUCAGACUUCUCGAGGUACAGUCACAGUUGGCGCACUAGCUUUAGCUGUACAAAGGCCCUCCCGGCCACCGCUGACACCUGAGCAUCAAGUGACAGUGAUGAGUCCAGGAGGACCCCCAAGCUGCAGACCUGCGCCUUCAGGAGGAGUGUGACCCCGUCAAGCACAGGUAGCCACCCUAUGCUCCGAUCGGCCUUACGACUGGCCUGGAGGACCUCUGUCUUGUCAGGACUGAGCUUCCCUUUUGUAUGCAGUUUAAGAACUAGUAUGUAUAUUUUCCCAGUGGAGCUAAUGCAAAGAUUUGUCCCAGUCCACUGAUCCUUGCAUAUUACAGUAGGGUGCAUUUUUUCUGACGCACACAACUUCUUUAAACAAAAGGACAGCACUGUCAGCAUUGUUGUUAAUUGCUGUCAAGUUGACUUCAAGUCGACUACAGUCUCCAUUCUGAGGUAUUAUUGAGCAAAGGUAUGGAAAUCUCUAAAUAUUACUACAUCAGUUUCAUAAAUGAUCUAUGGUCAUUAUUUUUGUUUUCUUAAUAUUUAGCUGAAUCCUUCCUUUGCACUUUCUUCCUUGACUUUCUUCAGGAAUCAUUAGAGGUCUUUGUUAUUUUCUGCUAGUAGGAUGAUAUCAUCUGCAUAUGUUAAAUUAUUAAUGUUCCUUUCUCCAAUCAUCACACCUCUUUGCUCUGAGUCAAUUAUGACACUGUGUAUGUAUUUUAAUUUGAUUAUAAUCUGUGAUGUUGACUGGUCUCAUCCCCAUGUAAGCUGCUCUGAGUCCCCUUGGGAGAUGGAGGCAGGGUACAAAAACAAAGUUGUUGUUGUUGUUGUUUACAUAUUUAUGUGUGAUGGAUACUGUGCACAAGAUGAUAAACAGGAGUUAAACCCAUGUACUUGUGCACUGAAUUACCAUUAGCAUCUUAAGCCAGUUAGGAAUAAAUUGUCAGUGAUUCAACAGAAACAUCUCAGAGCCAAGGUUUUAAAACCACAAGCCUGCUGAGUGCUCUGAUUUCUGUUUUUAAGUUUCAAGUGAAGAUGCAGCAGCAAAUGUGAAAAUCAUGACAUUCAUGGGAGUUGCAAAGGCACACUCCACUGCGGUAUUUCUCAUCUUAAGCCCAAAGAACAUCACAGUCAAUGUUAUGAUCCCAGCAGAAUAAAAUAUCUGGGUCUUUUUUCAGAGAUCUGGGUGGAAAAUACUCUUUAUCUUUUCCCUAGUGUGAAGAAAAGAAGGGGAGGGAAAUGAAACCCAUAAUGUGUCAUUUGGCCCCAAUCAGGCAUCGGUCAGAAUUACGUUUCUGCAUGUGUGUGAAGGAGUGAAUGACAAGAACUUGCUAAAGCUGCACAUUUCUCCAUAAAUAGAAUGGGAAAUAUUUGAAAUUAACAUUUUCAAAUGUGAGGGAACCUGCAUCCUCCCAAAACUUCUUAUCAAGCAGGAUGUUUUACUGCGUAUGUAGCUCUGUAGUCUGUGUUUGAAUCUCUGGUGCUAAAUUAGGAUUAAAGUGAAAGCAUUAUCAAAGUGUUUUAUGGAAACCUCAUUGGCCACAUCUACACUGACCACUUAAAUCAGUGCAAGGCCAAAUCAGCUCUAUAGGGGCCAAACACUGCAAGAGGCUGAUCCAGGAUUGCAUCUACUGGGAUCAUGAUAGGGUGAAAUCAGUAAAGAUGAGUAAAAUGACCCUCUCUUUCUCUAUGGCAAGGAGCAGCCAUAGAAGGGCAGUUGAUCCCAGAAGGGCAGUUGAUUCUCGCAGAAGCAGAGGCAGCAGGAGGACAUUUUUGCUCCCUGGCUUCAGGUAGGAUUUGGCUAAGAUUUGGCUAAGAUUUUAAACUGAGUGUGGGCUUGGCUCCUGUGGUCAAAGUCUAACUGUUGUGUGACUGUUGUGUUGAAAGAGAGCCAGGUACUUAAGUUGAUUGACAGCAGGCAUUGUCCCCUGUUAAUUGAGUUUCUGGGAAAGCUUUAUUUGCCAGUGUGAGUUUCUGCCAGAGCCUGAUCCCAGAAGGGCAGUUGAUUCUCGCAGAAGCAGAGGCAGCAGGAGGACAUUUUUGCUCCCUGGCUUCAGGUAGGAUUUGGCUAAGAUUUGGCUAAGAUUUUAAACUGAGUGUGGGCUUGGCUCCUGUGGUCAAAGUCUAACUGUUGUGUGACUGUUGUGUUGAAAGAGAGCCAGGUACUUAAGUUGAUUGACAGCAGGCAUUGUCCCCUGUUAAUUGAGUUUCUGGGAAAGCUUUAUUUGCCAGUGUGAGUUUCUGCCAGAGCCUGAUCCCAGAAGGGCAGUUGGUUCUCGCAGAGGCAGCAGGAGGCACCUUUACUAACUAUCCUUUGCAUUACAUACAGGAAACAAAGCAACAUAAACAAAUACACAAAGAGGUGGUUUGUUGCAGUUUGCACAUAAAGUGCGUGCAUAUUACUUAACUGUACAAAGAUCCCACUUGGCCACCACGCUCACCAAGAGAUGCAACAAAAGCAAAACAUUCCCAUCACAUGCACCAGCUGUGGCAUGUUCCGCUUUUUCACACAAAAACUAGACAACUACAUCUGCUCCAAAUGCAAACAGAUGACUCUGAUGGAGCAGAGGAUCCAACAGCUCGAGCACCGUAUUAAGACCCUUAAGGACAUUCAGGCACUCGAGCUCUUCUUGGACACUGCACAACACGCUGCUGUAGAUCAGCAGCCUGCAUCACACCAACACCACCAAGACCAUGAUCAGGAACCUUAUGGGGAGAUCAACUCAAAGGUAGACAACCCUCAGGCUUGGAAGGAGGUCACCCAUAGAAGGAGACGCAGGACCAGGCAGCCUCCGCAGAACUCCUCUGCUCAGCUGCAUUUACACAACAGAUUUGAAAUUCUUACAUCAUUAACAUACAAUCAGGAAACACAUCUUGUGGAGGACCACAGUUUCUUAGAUACCACUCAGUGGACCACCCUGGAUCAAUGCGCAGGGGAUAGCCCUGACGGGGACAGUGCAUCACCACAGUCACACUUAUGUAAUCAUGCAAAUGCUCCAUCCCCAAUCAUAGACCAGGAGCAACAGGAACAUCCUUGGGAGAGUAAUGGGCUCUCGGAUGUAUCUCAAUGGAUUGUCAUUGAUGAAUGCACUGGGGAUGUUGAGGAGGAGGACAACACUUUACACCUACAUGAUUCACUUCAACAGGAACACUCUUCAGGGGACAUACACACUGUCUUGCACAAAAAGGACCCUGUCAAUCCUCAAAGGAAACAGGUCUUGGUAGUAGGUGACUCCCUCCUUAGAGGAACGGAAGCCAUCAUUUCCAGACCGGAUGGGAUGGCUCGAGAAACAUGCUGCCUCCCGGGGGCAAAAAUACACCAUAUCACUCAGAGGCUCGGCAGGCUCCUAAAGCCCCAUCACCCUCCCCACCUUAUGUUGAUUCAUGUAGGUACCAAUGACACCGCUAGGCAUACUUUUCAAAAGAUCACAAAUGAUUUUCGAGCUCUGGGAACAAAGCUAAAACUGUAUAAUGUACAUGUGAUCUUUUCAUCCCUCCUCCCUGUUGUAGGACACGGCUCUACAAGGGCCGGAAAAAUAGUACAGGUCAAUAACUGGCUCAGAAAAUGGUGUCAAGAGGAGCAUUUUGGCUUCCUUGACCAUGGUCUACUCUUCCAAGAGGAUGGACUACUGGCAAGCGAUGGGGUGCAUCUCAUACAAGUAGGAAAACAUCUUUUUGCACACAGACUCACAAACCUCAUCAGGCGCACUUUAAACUAGAUCCACUGGGGGAGGGGAACAACAGCCUGGCGAACACUAUAUUACCCACGACCACAGGGAACCGCCAAAAGGCUAAACGGAGGGCUGCACAAACACAGCAAGGACCAAGUACAGAGAGCACAAUAAUCCCAAAUAAACAGUUCGAGGGGAGGUCACAGGGGCUUACAUGUCUUUACACUAAUGCUCAGAGCAUGGGAAAUAAGCAAGACGAACUCCAACUCCUAGCACAGCACCACACAUACGAUGUCAUAGGCAUCACUGAAACCUGGUGGGAUGACUCCCAUCACUGGAAUUUAACCAUUGACGGCUAUAACCUCUUUCACAGAAAUAGAACAAAGGGGAGAGGAGGGGGAGUAGCUUUAUAUGUCAAAAACAGUUACGUUGCAGAAGAAAUGCAAGACUGUAAUCCGGGAAACCAGCUUGAAAGCAUCUGGAUAAGAAUCAAGGGAACCGGGACUCAAAAAGAUCUUGUCGUGGGUGUCUACUACAGACCUCCGAGUCAGGAUGAAGGACUUGAUGAAGCCUUCUGUCAACAGCUGACCAAACAGGCACAAAGAAGAGAUAUAGUAGUCAUGGGCGAUUUCAAUUAUCCCGAUAUCUGCUGGAAAACAAACUCAGCCAAGAGUACAAAGUCCAACAAAUUCCUCACUUGCCUUGCAGAUAAUUUUAUGGUCCAGAAGGUAGAAGAGGCAACAAGGGGAUCAGCAACUCUUGAUCUAAUCUUAACAAAUGUGGAAGACCUGAUAAAUACAGUUGAAGUGGUUGGAUCCUUAGGGGCAAGUGACCAUGUGCUCCUGCAGUUUGCAAUACAAAGGAAUGCUGAAACUAAGACAAGUCAAACACGCAUUCUGGACUUUAAGAGAGCUGACUUCCAAAAAAUGAAGGAAUUACUGAGCGGCAUUCCAUGGACGCCGGUAUUAAAAAACAAGGGAGUUAAGGAUGGAUGGGAGUUUUUCAAAAGUGAAAUACUCAAGGCGCAAAUGCAAACAGUGCCAACAAAGAAGAAAAAUAAGACAAGUGCAAAGAAGCCAGAAUGGAUGUCCAAAGAACUUCUAACUGAGCUAAAGCUCAAAAGUGACAUGCACAAGAAGUGGAAAAGGGGAGAAAUCACCAAAGAAGAAUUCAAACGUAUAGCCAACGCCUGUAGGGAAAAGGUUCGCAAGGCUAAAGCGCAAAAUGAGCUCAGGCUUGCCAGGGACAUAAAAAACAACAAAAAAGGCUUUUUUGCUUACGUUGGUAGAAAAAGGAAGAAAAAGGAGGCGAUAGGGCCAUUGCAAGGAGAAGAUGGGGUGAUGGCGACAGGGGACAGGGAAAAGGCAGAACUACUUAAUGCCUUCUUUGCCUCGGUCUUCUCAGAAAAAGAAAGCCAUCUUCAACCUCAGCAACACGGAAUGGACGAAGGAUUGGGGGAAAUCCAACCCCAAAUAGGGAAACAAGUUGUCCAGGAACACUUGGCCUCUCUAAACGAAUUCAAGUCCCCAGGGCCAGAUCAGCUACACCCAAGAGUACUGAAGGAACUAGCGGAAGUUAUUUCAGAACCACUGGCAAUUAUCUUCGAGAGUUCUUGGAGAACGGGAGAAGUCCCAGCAGAUUGGAGGAGGGCGAAUGUGGUCCCUAUCUUCAAGAAGGGAAAAAAGAACGACCCAAACAAUUACCGUCCGGUCAGCCUCACAUCAAUACCAGGCAAAAUUCUGGAAAAGAUCAUUAAGGAAGUGGUCUGCGAACACUUAGAAACAAAUGCGGUCAUUGCUAAUAGUCAACACGGAUUUACCAAAAACAAGUCAUGCCAGACUAAUCUGAUCUCUUUUUUCGAUAGAGUUACGAGUUGGGUCGAUACAGGGAAUGCUGUGGAUGUAGCGUACCUGGAUUUCAGUAAGGCCUUCGACAAAGUCCCCCACGACCUUCUGGCAAACAAACUAGUAAAAUGUGGGCUAGACAAAACUACGGUUAGGUGGAUCUGUAAUUGGCUAAGCGAACGAACCCAAAGGGUGCUCACCAAUGCGUCGUCUUCAUCAUGGAAAGAAGUGACAAGUGGAGUGCCGCAGGGCUCCGUCCUGGGCCCGGUUCUGUUCAACAUCUUUAUUAACGACUUAGACGAAGGGUUAGAAGGCAUGAUCAUCAAGUUUGCAGACGACACAAAACUGGGAGGGAUAGCUAACACUCCAGAAGACAGGAGCAGAAUUCAAAACGAUCUUGACAGACUAGAGAGAUGGGCCAAAACUAACAAAAUGAAGUUCAACAGGGACAAAUGCAAGAUACUUCACUUCGGCAGAAAAAAUGGAAAUCAAAGAUACAGAAUGGGGGACGCCUGGCUUGACAGCAGUGUGUGCGAAAAAGACCUUGGAGUCCUCGUGGACAACAAGUUAAACAUGAGCCAACAAUGUGAUGCGGCUGCUAAAAAAGCCAAUGGGAUUCUGGCCUGCAUCAAUAGGGGAAUAGCGUCUAGAUCCAGGGAAGUUAUGCUCCCCCUCUAUUCUGCCUUGGUCAGACCACACCUGGAAUACUGUGUCCAAUUUUGGGCACCACAGUUGAAGGGAGAUGUUGACAAGCUGGAAAGCGUCCAGAGGAGGGCGACUAAAAUGAUUAAGGGUCUGGAGAACAAGCCCUAUGAGGAGCGGCUUAAAGAGCUGGGCAUGUUUAGCCUGCAGAAGAGAAGGCUGAGAGGAGACAUGAUAGCCAUGUACAAAUAUGUGAAGGGAAGUCAUAAGGAAGAGGGAGCAAGCUUGUUUUCUGCUGCCCUGCAGACUAGGAAACGGAACAAUGGCUUCAAACUACAGGAAAGGAGAUUCCACCUGAACAUCAGGAAGAACUUCCUCACUGUGAGAGCUGUUCGACAGUGGAACUCUCUCCCCGGGGCUGUGGUGGAGGCUCCUUCCUUGGAGGCUUUUAAGCAGAGGCUGGAUGGCCAUCUGUCGGGGGUGCUUUGAAUGCGAUUUCCUGCUUCUUAGCAGGGGGUUGGACUAGAUGGCCCAUGUGGUCUCUUCCAACUCUACUAUUCUAUGAUUCUAUGAUUCUAUGCAGCAACACAAAGAUAAUACAUCCCUUUCCCUACAUUGAUCAGUGCAGUGGAAGGGUGAUGGUGGCAAUGUGUAUGUGGACAGUGAACUGGGACAAAUAGAAACCAAUCCAGCUGUCCACAUGAUCACAAUUCCUAAGGACAUUCUUAGUGGAGUCCAUAGUAUUACCCUGACUUUGCUUAAUGCAGAUAAAGGUUGGGACAGGGGCUAAAAGGUCCAAAUUCUUGCUGGAAGUCCUGCAUCAUGAAAACUGCCAGUGUAUGCUUUGGGGACAUGUAGACACUAGACACAGCUUUAGUUAUGUAACUACCUUAGUUGUGUAGCUAAAUAGUGCCCCCCAGUCCAAUGUCCCUCUAAAUAUGUUUUACUGGCAUCAGCCACAUGGAGAGAAGGGGUCCUUUUGGCUGAGGAAGUGGGCAUGGAUAGUUUCGGUCUGCCCUGUUUUUGCAGCCGGAGAGACUACAACAUGGACAUGAACAAGGGUUCUGCUUGUGAUUGUUGCAGCCUCAUUCACUUGCAGAAGGUGGAUUGAAACAUCAUCCAUCCCCACUCCAGUUCUCUCCUUGCAGCUGAUGCCUAGUCAGUGGAAAAUUAUGAUCUUAGCAGUAGAGACCAUCAAUACAGAUCCACAAGUGCGAUCUUAUAUUCCAGCCAAUGUAUUUCUGUCAUAUUGAUUCCCAUAGCAUAACAUUGCGAUUUCUGUGUUUGGAAAAGCUGUACCUAUUGAAGUGGUCAGCAUGAGUAAAUGAAAAGUUUGUUCAUUAUCAGACUUAUUUAUUUGUUAGAUUUUGUACAUCAAAUAAAAAUAAUCAUUUCUCUUCAGCCCUGGCACUCAAAUCAGCAGUUAGUGCUGAGAAAGAAAGAGAAAAAAGGAAUGGUGUAAAAUUAGUUCUUUCACAGAGAUUAUAACAUUUUAAAAAUAGAGUUCAUAAAAAAUAAAAUAACACACAAUGUCUAAAUUAAUUCUCCCCCUUCAAUUUGCACUUAUUUUACCUUCCCACUCGAUAUGCAUCGGAAACUCUAACAUAUAUGUUUUUAUCAUUUAUUGCAUUUGCUUUAAUUUUUCUUUUGCUGGAUCUGACCCAUGCAUCAAGUUUAUCUUUUCCUUUACUUAAUAAAAAGUUAUGACACAACUUUUCCAUUAUGGUUAUAAACCAUGUCUGGUAUCCUGUUCAGUAUUUAUUAUGUUGUAAGGAUCAAUCAAGAUUUGGCUUAUUAUUUGCUGUCCUUCGCACUGUAUAUAUUCUGAACCAAGAACUAAAAUUUUGGAUCUGGUCUAUCUUAUCUACAUUCCAAUUCAGAAAAUAUUUUCUAACUUGUAUCUUAUAUUGACUACGAUAAUUUACAAGAGUUCUCUUCUAACCCUAGCAGUAAUGAAAAUUGGGUCAAGACUUAUAUUUCAGAUGAUUGUGCUGGGGAUGCUCUAAUCUCAUCUAAUUGUGGCAUUGUUGUUUACAUUUAAUGUGUUUUAAUUGUAUUGAUUUCUUUCAAUAUGCAUGGUCAAAAUGCCAUUUAUUUUAUGUAGUACUUUUUCACUUUUAUAUUGUGCUCACUUAUUUUGUAUGCAAAUGGUCUAUGAUCUAAGCCAGGGGUCCUCAAACUUUUUAAACCGAGGGCCAGUCCACUAUCCUUCAGACUGUUGAGGGGCCGGAUUAUCAUUUGAAAAAAAAAAUACAAACAAAUUCUGAUGCACACUGCACAUGUCUUAUUUGUAGUGCAAAAACAUCAACAAUAACAAGAACAAUGAAAGAACAAUACAAUAUUUAAAAAUAAAAACAAUUUUAACAAACAUACAUUUAUCAGGAUUUCAAUGGGAAGUGUGGCCCUGCUUCUGGCCAAUGAGAUAGUCAAGUUAAUUAGGGUUGUUGUUGUUGUGUGCCUUCAAGUCAUUUCAGACUUUGGGUGAGCCUAAGUCUAAAAUUUAUUUAUUUAUUAUUUAUUUAUUUACUGCAUUUAUUUACUACAUUUGUAUCACACCCUUCUCACCCCAAAGGGGACUCAGAGUGGCUUACAAAUUAUAUGUACAUACAAUAUAUUAUAUUAUUAGCAUAGCACAAUAUUAGCAUUAUAUA
Messenger RNA from Anolis carolinensis (green anole), 47620 nucleotides. RefSeq names its product von Willebrand factor C domain containing 2 like (gene vwc2l). NCBI's taxonomy places the organism in Eukaryota, Metazoa, Chordata, Lepidosauria, Squamata, Anolidae. Gene Ontology annotation, cellular component: AMPA glutamate receptor complex; extracellular matrix. The record is from RefSeq and is a predicted model, not a curated record. Gene Ontology annotation, biological process: cell adhesion involved in heart morphogenesis; larval heart development; negative regulation of BMP signaling pathway. Gene Ontology annotation, molecular function: catalytic activity; protein binding. The coding region runs from base 42723 to 45458 and encodes 911 amino acids. The transcript has 2 exons.